AUGGCGGGCGUUGCCCCUUUAAGGCCUCGUCGGUUCAGUGCAGGGAGCGCCGGCGGUGAGCAGGAGGAGGCGGCGGCCGGGCUUCCCGGGUCCGGGCAGCGGGGAGGUGAGGAGCAGCAGCAGCCACGCAGAGCCGGCGGCGCGAUGGUGGAGAAACGCGUGUCCCGCUGGUACUUCGGAGGCCUGGCCUCGUGCGGGGCAGCCUGCUGCACCCACCCGCUAGACCUGCUCAAGGUGCGUCUUGCGUUGGAGGGGGGAGAAACCCGCCAGGAAAGAAGACGGGGCACCCCCUUCCCCGGCGACGGAUGGGGGGACCUGGCCCCUAAAAUCCCUCUCCGGCCCUCUGCAUCCCGUCUUCCCCCUGGGCUCCCCUGCGCUGAUCUCUGCUGGCCCCAUCCCUGCUAUUUGUCUCUCGCCGCCCCCUCCGCUUCAAUAUUGCCGCGUGUUUCCUUUGCAGCUUGGGAAUUCCUUGCGCCGCUUCCUUUCCCCGCUUGGCUGCAAGCAAAGGUGGCUCAACAGGAAAGUGCUCCAAGGAGAGGUUCUUCACCUCUAACCUACCAUUUACGUCUAAGGCAGCGCGAGCGACGGCAAGGCGAGGAGACACUUCCUUAGCCCACCCCCACUCUGGGUUGGAGACUCUAGGGGGUUGACAGUGGCGUGGCAUUUCCCUUUUCUCCUCUCCCCCCCCCUUACAAUGAUUUCUAUCUGCCAUUUUGGCUCCGUUGAUAACUAGGAAGUUGGAACUGCCUGGGCACCUCCACCACCACCGUGGUGCACAGAUGUACCCCGUUUCCCAGGCAAGAGACGUGGCCUGCGGUUGGUAUUCUGGCCCUGGCUGGCACCCCUUGGUGUCUCGUUUCCUGGGCACAGCAGACUGGCAUCUGCUGCCGCUGUGUGCCCUGUAGUGGCUCCCUCUGGCCAGACGGCGUUGGCUGCCUUCCAGGAAGCAGUGCCUAAGGCGCUAACUGAAGGCAACAGUCUUGAGUCUGUUCAGAUUGAUUGAUUGAUUGAUUGAUUAAAUUUGUAUUCAGCUGAAGAUCACAGGGCAAGUUCGAAACAUAAAAAUACAAAAACGAGAACAGACACCUCCCCCUCAUUUCCAGUUCAUUCUAUGUAAGGUAAAGGUAAAGGACCCCUGGACAGUUAACUCCAUUAUGUGUAGUAUAAUUUGACCAGCUAGCAUUCUCCACUACCAAUUAGAGAGCACAGAUCAAGGCAUAAUUAUCAUCACAGUAGUUUGGCCCCUGCUCUGUUAAAUAUUACUGUACUGUACUUGUAAAACAGGUAUAGCCUGUCUAGUUUCUAGCUUCUACUGUGUGUAAAGUGAUAUAGAAUUUGCGCAGCAUUUUCUUGGUUUGAGAGACUGAGGCCUAAUUGUGUUGGUUUGGAAGUGAGGACUUCCAAGAUAACAGCUUGAAUUCAGUGGCAGUAUCUCCUGGUAUGAAUGGAGGCCUGCAAAAAACAAAGAGGCCCCAUUCAGCCACGAUUCUGCACUUCUGGCAUUGUGCAGACCCCUCACAAGUGGCCAGAUACCGUAGUUUCUGCCCUGAAAGGCAAGCGCACAGAGGGAAUGUGGCAUGUCCAAGGUCAGUGGGGCCAUUAAGACUUUCUCUUAAUGAUCUCUGGCAUGCAGCCCUGAUCAGCAGAUGCAGUGUUUUCCCGUACUCUGUUGAAUGGGUACAGAUAAAUUAUUUUCUUUUGCCUUGUAAUCUUUAUUGCUGUUAUUUCUCAGUUAGUCGUCAUAGUGGGCGUUCUUAAGUUUUUUUGUUUUCUGUUUUAAAAACAGAAUCCAAGGUUCCUCAAAUGUACGCGAAACACAUUCGUCCUUGACAUGGGGCAAGCCAAUCAGAAAGGAAGAAAGAGGGAGGCCAAAACAUGGGGAAGAAUUCAAAUGUCGCACUAAAACAAACAUUCUGGCAAGGCAAGCAUUUCUGUUUGCUCAAGGGAACAGUCCUCCCUUUCCUCCCCCAUGUGGUGUUCUAAGGGUUCUCCUGAUUCCUCCCUACAAGCCAAUUUGGGGAACGUGGGGUGAGGAGAGGGGAGAAAGCCCCAUUGCACUAGUAGCAGUCCUCGUGUGGGCUUCUUCGAGCUGUGCCAGUUAGUCACAUCUGUCCUAUAAUCCAGGAAGAGACCAGUGUCAACAGGCCUCUCCUGGCUGCUCUCUAGAUCUCCACACAGAAGCCUGCUUGGGAUUUUAAUGAUAACUUUUCUAAGCCCUUUUAUUACCCAACUGUCCCGCCUUUCUUUUGUGUGUACCUAGACGAGAUCGGCCAACUGCCUUUCUCUGUCUACUCUAGGGCCUAUUUCUCAGGGGUAAUCUGUCAGUGGCCACAACAUUGGUGAUAAGUGAGGCUACAUCCUGUUUCCACCUUCCUUUCUGCCUGGCCCGGCCCUUGCCCCUUUCCCCAUCUCUUUGUCACCUGCAUGAACUUAGGCCAAAAGUUGCAUGCAUUCUAAAAGUGGUCUCUGAGGCGUUGCUCAUCAUGGCAGCAAGGUGUCCCCAGCUUUGGUCCUUACUCUUCAAAGUCAAAUGUCAAAGACUGCAUACACAACAUACAUCUGAAACACACUCACACACCUUAGAGAAUCCUGGGAACCCUAGUUUACUCCCUCGCAGACCUACAGUUCUCAGCACCCUUAUCAAACUGCAAUUCCCAGGAUUCUGUGGGGGUGGGAAUGUAUGGUGUGUACAUGGCCCAAGUCUGCCCCACAGGCUGCUUUAAAGCUGACAGAAAGGGGAUGGACUUGUCAAACUCAAUAAACUUGAAAGAUAGCUUUCUUAGGAGGGGAGUUUGUGGGGCUACGAAGUUUUUCUGCCCAGCCACUGACAAGUUACCAGGCAAGGCCUGUUCUGAGAUUCUCACCCACUUCACCCGCCUCUCCCUGAGCAUUCUGCAUACUUAGCCCUGGUCCCUAAUGGGGUGGGAACAUUCUUUUCCCUUGUUAUGGUCUGGCAGGGGCACACUAAUGCCAGCAUGAAGCUGCUAACCCUGGAGAUUCCUGCAGAUUUGAGCCUCCAUCGUUUGCUUUCCCUGUGUCACUGCUGGGCCUGCCAGCUGCUUGAUGAGCACAUUCCAGCUUCAUCCUUCACAAUGGGAUCUUUGAGCUGCCACUGGCUGCCUGGGAACACUGCCCAUCUGAGUUGCUGUCCACCGCUUCACUGCCCUCUCCUGGCUACUGGUACUUCUGCAGCCUCAGCUGAUGUGUGUUUCCACCGGGGGCUGCUUCAGUCCACUUGCUUCUUAAAAGGGUGGGUCUUACCAAAAAUGGCGAAGCUGUGGGUCUUGUUGUUGUUGAACUCUAACCCCUGCUCCUAGAAGGCUCUUGGAUUGAUUGAUUGAUUGAUUGAUUGAUUGCUUCUAUUUAUUUAAAUUAAAUUUAUUUAAAUUUAUAUAUUUAUAUAAAAUAUAUUUUAUUUUAUUUAUUGCUUUUCUCCCAAAAACUCAAGUACAUGGUUUCCCUGCUCAUUUAAUCCCUAGGACAACCCUAUGAGGUAGUGCCUGGCUCUGCGGCCAAGUGAGGAUUUGAACCCUGGUCUCCCAGCUGCUAAUCCGACACGCUAACCAAUAUAGAAUCACUGUAGAGUUGGAAGGGACCACAAGAGUCACUUCGUCCAAUCCCUUGCAAUGCAGGGAUAUUUCGCCCAAUGUGGGGCUAGAACCCACAACCCGGAGAUUUAAGAGUCUCAUGCUCUACCAACUAAGCUAUCCCCAGCUGCCUAUAAAACAUUGGUACAUUUGCAUUCAAGAACCUCCAGUCAGAUAAUUGCUUGGACUCCUUGUUCCUUACAGUAAUAUCAUGCAGGAUGGGAGAAGGCCAGUGUCGAGAAGUGCAAGUGUUUUGUACUAUUUCAUUUCUGGGUCCAGUUCAGAACUUGUGUAGGCUACAUUCUCUUGUUGCUUGAAUUGACCUCUCCCCUUCUUCAGGAUAAGGGCUGGUUGGCCAAUGGCCCUGCCAAGGUUUUUUUGAUUUUUAUCAACGUGGCAGCCUUUCACCUAAAUUCUCUCCAAGUUGGCUGUACAGUACUAUAAACACGAGCUGCUCCACUGCGAGGUCAGGGUGCUUGCAGGUGGGAUGGUAAUCUGGGAAACCAAUGUUGACCUGCAUUUCUAAACUACAGAAGCAGAUGGGUCAGCAAUCGUAUGUGGAUGCAGGCACCAGACUGUCCAGUGAAGCCCCUUGCCAUGGCUGGAACAAGUGCCUUGCGGCUGUGAUUGCAAAACCCUCCAAAAUUAAUAGCACCCAUUAGGUUAUGGGGUGAAGAAUGCAGGAAUCUUCUUACAGCUCACUGGGGGGAAUAAUAUCUGGGAGAAAUUGGGGGAGGUAGCUGGGAGGUAAGACUUGUAUUUCUGGAAGGAGUAGGUUUUGUUGGGCAAGCCACAUGUCCCGAUGGAGGGGAAAGGGUUUUGUAAAAUCAAGGAAACCAGAAGUUAGGAAUCCUUUUCCACAUUUUAUGGGGGAGAGUGGAGCAGGAUAGCAAAAUAUAAAUUCUUAUGCAAAGGGAUUGUCUCUAGGGGGGAAAAAUCAGUCAUAGCUUUAAAAAUAGAAAGAAUCUCUCCUUAAGCUCUGGUGGGCAGUAUUCUUGGAGUAAAAGAUUCAAAGUGGAUGUUUACAAUGAAUUCCUGAGAUCUUGUUGACGUGGAGUUGCAGUUUCAUUUGUUUGCUCUAUCAGAGGUGCAUGGGCCGUGGCUGCUUAAUCUUUUCCUUGCCCUGGCCCCCCUGGAAUAUCCCUUGGAGAACGAAGAGCCUGGCAAAUCCAGCCUGACCUGUUUGCUACCUGCUUUUCUUGCCUCUAGGUCCACCUGCAAACCCAGCAGGAAGUGAAGAUGCGCAUGACGGGCAUGGCCUUGCGUGUGAUUCGCAACGAUGGCUUUCUGGCCCUCUACAGUGGGCUUAGUGCCUCCCUCUGCCGGCAGGUGAGUUGUUGGGCCGCUGCAACAAUUGCUUUACCCUGGUCUGUUCAGUCCUGCUCCUUUUGUCUGGCUCCCCAUGCCAGCCUUUUGGUUCCGUCACGCUACCCGUGAGAGUUCUGCAGCUUCUUCCAGCACCCUUCAAAGCGUAUUCCACAGAUUUAACACUGAGACUGUGUUUGGCUUCACGGACAGAGCUUUGUAAAUUAGGUUGACUUGCAGUCUCUGAAACUGAGAGGCCAUUUGUUAACGGCAAAAAUCCCGCAGAAUAUUGUCAAUAGAAUAUAAGGAUCCAGUAGCCUCUGCCAUCUGAGACUGUCAAGCAGGUUUUUAGACUAGGAAUUUCUGAAAAGAGGCAUGUGCUUCUAAGCUAUGUCCUCCCCAAGACUUUGAUGAGUCAGGCAUCUUGUGCAGAUGAGGAGAAGCUGAGAGAAGCGACAGCUUCUUGAGUUGUAUCCUUCUUCCCUUUUAAUAUCUUGUUUAUUUAGCAGUGCACUGACCGUCACAAUGGCUCCCUCCACUCCUGGCACACUGGCACAUGACUCUGCAAGGGAAUUCUCAAUCCUUGCAAACGGCUCUGUAAUAAGGUUACAUUGAUUUCUGCAGUCACCAUAAGCCCUGCUUGAAUAUCAUUCUGCUUGCAGAAUCUAUGAUUCCUGAAUAGUUGGGUGUUAGGGUUGGCCUCUGCUACGGCAAGCAGGGUUUGGGGAAGAAGAGAGCUUCAUUUGGGGUCGCACCUCUUGCAUAUAUACCGGGUGGUGCCUGUUGAUUGGCGAAAAGGACACUGCUGCCAUGGCUCUUAAGGGCACAAGCGCCAUAAUGCAAAGGCUGUGGUCAUGCCAGCGCAGGGGCUGCACCAUUGCCAAGCUGAUGCCAUGGCUGAACGGUGAUUCUGAUGAGCGAUUGCCCUGUGCUGGGCAGGACCAGGGCCUGAGAGCUGCUGCCAACCUGCUCUGACUCUUUCUGCUUCUCCAGAUGACGUACUCCCUCACCCGCUUUGCCAUCUAUGAGACUGUACGGGACCACUUGAGCCAGGGUGCCCAGGGGCCAAUGCCCUUCUACCAGAAGGUGCUGCUAGGUGCAGUAGGAGGUGAGCUGGGGCUUGGCAAGCGCAGGAUGUCGGGCCACGCCAGUGCAGGCUGCACAGCCCCCUUUCACCUGCUGUUCUCUGGUUGCAGGUUUCACCGGUGGGUUCGUGGGGACCCCAGCGGACAUGGUGAAUGUCAGGUCAGUGGUCUCCUUCCCCUUUCCCUAUGGCUGUGCUUCAACCUUGCCCAGUUCAGCUCCCCGUGACCUGUUCACUUGACUCUUUACACCCCUACUGAACUCGGGGACAUUCCAUGGGGCUGGAUAAGCCCACACAAGGACUUUCGCCAGUUCAGUGGUGUUUUCCCUCUUCGUGCCCCCUUAAAUUGGCUCGGGUGGGCAGGGGGGUUUGGAGAGUCCCUGCAGCAGCAUGUGGGGAGAGGAGAGGGCUGAUCAUUUCACCAUCAGAAAUGCUUCUGCUGACAGAGAAAUCUGCUUAGUGCUAGCUGGAUAGCUCAGUGGGUUAGAGCAUGGUGCUGAAAAUGCCAAGGCUGCAGGUUUGAUCCCAGCUGCAUAUUCCUGUAUUGCAGGGGGCUGCAUUAGAUUAUCCAUGGGGUUCCUUCCAACUCGAUAAUGAUGAUGAUGUACUAUUUAUACCCCUCCCAUCUGGCUGGGUUCACCAAGCGACUCUGGGUGGCUCCCAACAGAAUAUUAAAAACACCAAACAUUAAAAUCUUCCCUUCAGAUGUCUUCUAAAAGUCAGAUAGUUGGUUAUUUCCUUGACAUCUGAUGGGAGGGCAUUCCACAGGGCGGGCGCCACUACCAAGAAAGCCCUCUGCCUGGUUCCCUGUAACCUCACUUCUCGCAGGGAGGGAACCGCCAAAAGGCCCUCGGCGCUGGAUCUCAGUGUCUGGGCUGAACGAUGGGGUGGAGAUGCUCCUUCAGGUAUAUGAUCACAAAAUUCUGAACAGCUACACAGAAUUUAGCCCAUUGUCUCUGUGGUUCGCCUUCUCUGGGGCAAACUCAGCAUCCUAUGGUGGCGGGGGUGGGUGGGUGUGAUUUGGGAAAGGCUUUUGUCUCCCUGCCCUCAUGAAAGUGUCCUUAACGCUGUGAUGCUCUUCCCUCCACAGGAUGCAGAAUGACAUGAAGCAGCCGGUGCAUCUGCGGCGCAAGUGAGUGUCCAGAUUGCAGAGGGGGGUUGUACAGGAGAUGCACAAGUGCGGGAGAGGCAAAUAAUAGCAUUAAGGAGGCGGACCCUGUGAAAGCCUUUAUCCCUCCGUAAAGGGUUGUAUUGAAGCUGCAUGGCCACAGAGGGGCAGCAUGGAUCCUCAAAUUCCAAUUGUUUGAAGCUCAAAGACACCUUUCUGAAUCAGGACAGCACCCCCUGGCGACCAAAGCCCAGGGUUCUAUAAGUCCCUACUAGAUCUGGAAGAGUCUAUAGUUGCAGCCUUCUGUCUGGUGUGGCCAGCAGAAGUAGCAGCUGCAGCAAGAUGGGUUUAGGUGUCUAAUAUGGUCUCUCUUUGCUUUCUAGCUACUCACAUGCUCUGGAUGGGUUGUAUCGGGUGCUUCGUGAAGGUAAGGAUUUGGUCAGCGCGCAGUGUGGCUAGUUUGAGCUUCUGAGAGGCCACAGGGAGCUCACCCUGAAUGAAAGAAAUUGGUCCUUGGGGAGAAUCUGCUGCAGCCUCUGCCCCCUUUUCUAUACGGAAGUGGGAGCUGUUAGGUUACAGGCCAGUCCCGGUGCCAGGAAGCUGGCAAAACCAGUGCCAGGAGAAGGGGCAACAGCAUCCAAGGCAAACUACCUGGAAGUAAAGCUGGUGGCAGGAUGAGAGCCUGCGAAAGUUGCAGGUACAGCCUUUGUUUAGUGGCUCUUUGGGAUCAGUGAUGGGAGCCACUUGCAAGCUCCUCUUGAGUCUGGCAGCCGCUGAACGUUUGGAAGGGAGAGGGGUGAGUAAGCUGAUGGGAAGUGCAGGGGAAUAUGGUGACCUGGAGUUCACACGGGUAGAAUUCAGAGUUGACCACAUACUUGGCUUCUAGAGCGUCACAGAGAACAAGCAUAUGGGGCCCAGGGAAAAGGGGGAGAGGAGACUAAAAGGGUUGUCCCUUUGUGUGUGUUAGAGGGGGGCAAUGGGGGGAGAGGGAGAUUGGCAAGUGGAGAAAAUAAGACCCACCCCUCCUGCCUUUAAAGUCCAGUGGAAGGAUGAGGAAUGGUAGCUUCCUGCUCCAUGUUGCUCUGGAAAUUGAGGAGAAAAGGCAAGGAGCAGAGUCUACAAGUCCUGCAGCCUUCACUGGUUCAGAUCCACUGUGGCUUGCCCCUAGGCAAGUGUGCAUAGAUUGGCAGCUGGACUGGGUUUCAAAAAGUGAAACUGUGCAAGAGCAGAGAGACCCAGUCUGAGCGACUGCCCCUGUCCUCUGUCCCUGAUUAGUUUCAGCAGUGUUCUCUCUUCCACAGGCAUCUAAUAGGAGAUCUUAUCUUCUCUGAUGCUUUGAUUUCUAACCACAGAUUUAUAUUUUAAUCUUCCAACCACAGAUAUUUUAUUGUGAUGGGGUAUCAGUAUCUCUGCCCUAUCAAGGCUUCUGAUCGUCUGGCUUUGGCUAAAUGAGGAACUAUUUCAUAACCUUUUAAAACCAGCCUGUGCUAGAAUACAGUGAAGUCUUUUAUAGAUUGGCUCUGCUUUCUAAGCACCUAGUAGAUUAUAACCUCAUUCCUGUAUCUUUGGGAGCAAUAGAGAAUAUCCAUUCCUGUGCAGUGUCUUAGGGGCUGGGAGGCUGUGGUUUCUGAAGAGUUGACGAGCAGAAAAGCACUGCUGUUUGUAGACUGUGCAACCUGGUGAGCUCUACCCUGUAUACCCCAUGCCUUGAAUACCUUUUGUCUUUGCAGAGGGUGUGAAGAAAUUGUUCUCGGGAGCUUCAAUGGCAGCAAGUCGAGGGGCCCUGGUUACUGUUGGACAGGUAGUGAUACAAAAAAGAGCCAUAGUUGCUGGUGGAUGUGCACCUAAAUCCAGCCUACAUGUGUGCAUAUUCAGCUAGGCAUAUACCUACCACAGUGCACAUCAAGGCCAUAUCUAUAUGCCCACUUUUCACCCCAGGCAUGAAAUCGAUUGACAUGUUCUCUAGCCACCUGGGGAGGGAAAACAGGAUUUUGUAGAAAUCCUGUCCUGUUACAGUCAGAUGUAAUGGAAGAGACACCCGCUCUGCAUGCAGGGUAAGAUUUCUAGUCCAUGCAUGGCUUCCCCACAAGAGCCAGUCUUCCCAUAGGGAGGCUAUAGGCAGCUGCGUUCAGACAGCAGGAUGCAGAAGGCAGCAUGUAUUUGCAAAACCUGCAGACAGCACUAAUAGCUUUUGACUCAAAAUGUUAAAAUGUUAAAAUGUUUGAAGGCUUCUCUUAGUCUCUGGGCCCAAGGUUAACAGGCUAGUUUGUAGGUUCCUUCGUACUGUCUCUCCUGUCUCUGGGGCUGCAAGGGGGUGGGGGUGAGAGGAGAGGUCAGGCUCUGUAGCAAUUGUUUUCUCAAGGUGGGAGAUUUGUGCAAAAGGGUGUAAAAGCACAAGUGACCCGGUGUAGGCUGGAGAAUGAGAUCCUAUAUUUCCCAGUCCACCUGUGUCCUCAGUAUAUUGGCUUAGGGCUUUUAAAGAUGAGUUAGGCCAGGGGUGGGGCACCUGCAGCCAGCAAAGAUAAUAAUAAGGGAUGGUAGUCUAGAGAGCCCCAAGUUCCCCCGGAUUAGGCCAACAACUUCCUUGUCUCCCUGGCAGUACUGAUGAGACAGGAGAUUUGUCCAAGAGGGCUGAGGAUUAGUCACACUUUUGCCACUUGUCCUCCUGAUACACUGCAGGGGCUGGUGCCGCAGUCUUGCCUGAUCCCUUGUGGUUCAACAGAGAAUGGACACUCCGUUUCAGGGCCAGUCUCUCUGCUUGCUCAUGAGUGCUGGGAGAUUUGGGGCCAGUCUCACAUCUUUCUGCUUCUCUGCAGCUCUCCUGCUACGACCAGGCUAAGCAGUUGGUUCUUGGGACCGGUUUCCUCUCCGACAAUAUUCUCACCCAUUUCUUGGCCAGCUUUAUUGCUGUAAGUGGAUACCUGGGUGUGGGUGCAAAGUCAAGGAUUUUAUUUUGUGUGUGUGUGUGUAUUCAUUGGGGUUAAAGCCAUGAUGCUUGUUCCACCUUCUUGGGAGAUGGAGGUCCAAAGUCGAAGUCCAUGGAGCUACCAAGAAUGGAUUGUUAUGAAGGUCCUAGUCCUUCCCUGCAAAGAUAGCAUUUCAAACCCAGAAAGCUCAUCAUUUAAAGUUGGAUUGUCUGGCAAUUGAGCCAUAAGAGUUAUCUCUUAUGUUAACCAGACCUGCUCAAGUGGUAAUGCUCCAAGAUAAACACAAUGUUUGACCUGCCUGAGAUUGUAAAAAUAUGGGGGAGGGUGGUAGGUGGUGAAGUACCAUAUUUUUCGCACCAUAGGACGCACCGGACAAUAGGACGCACUUUGUUUUAGAGGGGGGAGAACAAGAAAAAAAAAAUCUCCCCCUCUCUGCCCAGCACCCCUUCAGCGAAGCGGCAGGAGGCGCUGCGCAGAGAGGGAGAGAACUUUCCCCCUCUUGUUUUCCCGCUCUAAAACAAGGUGCCGUUUAAGGUGCGUUCAGGCGGCUACCUUGGAAGCCUGGAGAGCGAGAGGGGUCGGGAGCAGCGGAAAGGCUCCUGCCGUAGCCGCGCGUCACCUCUCCAGCCGGGAGAGGGUCGCGGGGCUAUGGCGUCUUCGCUCCAUAGGACGCACACACAUUUCCCCUUCAUUUUUGAAGGGGAAAAAGUGCGUCCUAUAGAGCGAAAAAUACAGUAUCUACCAUACUUGACUGGGGCUUGUUUUGGGCUUGGUGGGGACCAUACACUGUUUAAGCCUGUACUAGGCUCAUGACUGAUUUGUAGCUCCUUUGUAAAGCUGUUACAUUACUGAGCAUCUGCUUGGACCCAGUAGUUAGUCUACUGGGUGCUGUUUGGAAUGAAUAAGACCAUGAGCCUCUGGAUUAAGGACUAAUGGAGAGAGCAAGGUUUGACAAAGGGGAAAAGGUAAAAGGGAAGGUAGGGCUAAUAGCAGGCACUGCAGUGUAGAAGAGGUUUUGCCCAAGAAGUUGGUUUUAUAGAAGGCUUUGAAAGGUUGGUGAGAAAGAGAAUUAGCUGGAUAGAGGGAUGGGGUUCUUUAAGGUCUGGGGCACUAUGAAGGAGGUGCUUCAGGGAACUAUAUAUUCCAGUGCAGAUCAUGCAAGAUGAUUUUGUGGCCUCUACCCAUUUAUUCUGCUCCAUGACUUAAAAACACAGCACAUGCCACGCACUAAUUUUAGGUAACUGUUUGGUAAACCAGUGGUCUGCAACUAGAGAGAAAUGCCUUGCCACUCCCCUGCUUCAUCACUGGAUUUCUACUCUUAACACAGCGGUGGGGUGAGCUAUCGCCCUUUCCUCCAACUACCACGUAGCAGUAUGUCAGUUGAUAACUAGCUUAUCAAGUGGGCGUGCUUCUAGUGACAUUCACGCCAUGCCCUGUAACACAGGAUUUCAAAAAGGCUCUGCUGCCAUCACACACACACACCCCUUUUCAUUGCAGGGAGGAUGUGCCACAUUCCUGUGUCAGCCCUUGGAUGUGCUGAAGACACGCCUUAUGAACUCCCAGGGGGAGUAUCGGGUGAGUGAUCUGAUCCCUGUCAAUGGCUGUCCUGAUUUCCAGUCUCUUGAUUCAUUGGUUGCUUGAACUAAGCAUCAUCCUAUAGAUAUCACUGGCCUUCUGGCCAGCUUUCUGUUUUUUCUUUUGCUGCUGCUUGGUGCCAUGCCCCUGAGCAUCAUUCUGGCUGCUGCAGCGCUUCAUCAGUUUGUGACUGGCAGAGAUUGAGCCUUGUAAGGAGAGGAAUGGGAUCUGUACAGGGGGCUGCCUGGGCAUGGGCUGACUUCUUUCUCAUUCUCUCUCAGGGUGUCGUGCACUGUGCAAUGGAGACAGCCAAGCUUGGGCCACUGGCAUUCUAUAAGGUAAUGCAGAUGCAGCAGAAGCAUCGAUGGGUGAUUGCACCAAGUAGACCAGGCACGCAAUGCAGACAGCACAACUCCUAGCCCUUCCUAGUCCUGCAUUCCUGCCCUUUUGGUCCCCAGCCACUGUGCUUCUCCAGUUUGCCUCCCUAUUCCCAAGAUGGCUCCACUGCCUCCAUUGCAUCCCUUCCCCUGCUCAAGUGCUACAGCUGCAUGCCAGGCUACCUGGCCUUUAGGUGAUGCCAGGUGAGUGAAAAAGCCUCAUAUGACUCCAGAUACUGGAGUAGACGCAUGGGAUCAAAAUCUGGGCUUCUCUCCACUGGGAGCCUUUGCCAGCUGCCUCUUUUUCAAGCCCCACCUUCCCUCCUUGGUCUAGCUGUGCAGCUUGCGGCCACGAUUCCAGGAUUGACAGAAGCUGACCAUAACCAAUUUCCUCUUCUAGGGCCUUGUUCCUGCUGGCGUCCGCUUGGUCCCUCAUACGGUGCUCACCUUUGUUUUCCUGGAGCAGCUGCGCAAAAACUUUGGGAUCAAAGUGUUGGCCUGAGGGAGAAGAGGGCCUGCCUUAGUCAGAGGCAUAAACCUGGAGGACCGGGGGCGGGGAGGGCUUGGACACUACGACCCCCACAGUGCCUGGGUAUCACACAAUAUUCCUUUGCCAAGGUGAGGCAUUAUUAACAGUGCCCUUUUUAGCGCUGCGGCACCAGCUGAACUCUCGCAGAAUGCCCCCUUUCAGUGCCUGACAGUUUCUCACAGCUGCUAGCCAACCCUUUGGCAUUGCUUGGUGCCUGAUGGUAUGACAGACAGCCAAUCAGAACUCUCUCCUUUAGUGCCCAGUAGCAGUGAGCGGCCAACCUCUUCCCACAAUGCCUUUCUCCUAUGCCCAGCAGUUCACUGGAGCCUCCAUUCCUUGCCGUUAGCAGCAGCACCACAAUACUGUCUGCCGUGCAGUAGUAACCCUGCUGACCCCACAGCAUCUCCUCUUAACGCCCAACAGCCCCACGAAUGCCCUUGUCUUGCCCGUUGGCAUUGCAACAUUUGCUACCACUCGCUACGGGAGCCCUGCAAGACUGAAGUUGCUCCUGCGCUGUGCCAUGGGCAGUAACUUGCCUCUUCUGCAAUACCACCAUCUUUCUCUGUCCUCAGUCUCCUUCGUUGUUUCUUUGGGGAGGGAGGGGGGAAUUGGGUGCCACGGCCUCCCAUCUCCCAGUCACCUUGCCAUGCUGAGCACUGCUUUCUCCCCUGCUAUUCUGGAGCAGACGUGCAUCUCCAUGUGGGGAGGUAGAAACUUAAUAAUAAUAAUAAUGUUCUCUGUCCAUUUUUAAAUGUUUACGAGUGAACUGGAGAGGGGUUCUACUAGUUAAUGGUGGGGCUGUCGAUAGCAAUACACCUGGCGGGCACCUUUUCCUUCUUACCCUUCAGCGUCCCAGAUUUUUAAAUGUUUCUAUGAACACAAGGUUUCCCUCACUGCGUCCGGCCUCCUCCCUUUAUCCUACCUCAGUCUCUUCUUAACCCUCAGGUCUGCUGUAUGAGGCACGGAUGGCCCCUUGUAUUUAACUGUGACUGGUAGUAGUGGUAGCAUAGGGCAAGCAACACCGCAGUCUACGGCCGGCCUAGCAAGCCUUGCCUCCUUCAUUUUGCUUCUCGCUUUAACCUUGUUCAGCCAAAGCCUCCUGAAACCAAAGGGCCUCCUGGGGGAGGGGCACUAAUGAGAGCAGAGAAUAGGUUUCUGAGGUAUUCCUCUAACUAGCAAGAGCCAAGUUAGCUCAGCCAGGGGGAGAGAACAUUUGAAUCCCUUGUGACACCUCCUUCGCUUCUCAUGUACCCCAAGUGAGCAGGCCUCUUGGCAUAUGAUGGUGGGGGGGGCUGUCGUAAGUUGGCAAGGCCUUCACGGAGGAUCUGGGACGGGGAGAACAUGGUCCAUAUUUAGACCCAUGGCAUGGGCUAAGGUUGCAGGGCAGGGGGAGGCCCUCUGUUUACUAGGUUUACUCUAGAGUAGGUGUCACAGAUAGACAUUGUGUGCCUCUUAAGCUGCCAAACUUUCCCUACUCCCUGCCCGAUUUAUCCUCUGGCAGUUCCUCUGAGCCUCUUGGCAGCUUUGGAGGGAGCCUAGACGGCUGUGAAAUCUUUCCACGUUGCCUUGCUUUUUCUGUGAUGUUGUCAAGGCCCCGUUCUGUAGCACUGAUUUUUUUUUUUUUAAAUGCCUCUGGAUCCGGCCCAUGCCUAAUGAAGUGAUUGUCGUAUCGGCCAUUUGUCCCUUGUUUCUGCUGGCCUUUGUUUUGCCGGCAUGUGGUGCCCCCCUCACCGGUCAGCCCCCCCGGGUGUGAAGCGUCAUUCCAGAGGGUAAUGAUUCUGCGGGGUCGAAGAGCCAGAGCAACUAAAUCAGCACUUUUGUAAUCAUGACAAUAAAGUAAUUGUGAAAAGCAGGUGUUGCUCGUUCCUGAAGCGCCAGUCCCUUUCAAUGUGUGUCAUAUGACUUCGGAUUUACAUCCUCCAAGUUCGCUCUGUUGGGAAAAUGAGAAGGCUAAACGGUUUUGUACAGUGCUGUUAUUUAAAAUGUCCCUCAAAUUGGCGUAUUGAACCAUUUUUAGUUAACAGUUUCCAGAGAGAGAGAGAGAGAGAGAGAGAUGUAUUCUCAUUUUCAACAGGUGCCAACCUAGCAUGGUUGAGUGAGCAGGGCUAGUCCAUGUCGCAGCAAAUUGCUUCUGUUGCCAGACUUUAAGGAGUUUGAUGUCCAAAUUGUGUAGAUCCACUUUCUCCUAUGCAGUAUCUUGCUGUGGUACAAAGUGCAGCGGGAAGCUACAGGACUUAAGAUUGAGUCCCUUUAUUGUAUGAGGCAAAUGGUAUAAACCCAUGUAGGGGGGUGGACCAGUCUUAGAGCCUCCGCCUUACAUACAGAAGGUCCCAGGUUCAGUCCCUGGAAUCGGCAGCCCUGUUCUGUCUCAAACAGAGCAUGAGGAAGCGGUGUCUCAAACACAGGUGUUGUCCCUAGUUAUGGCUGCCAACAUUUAUCUACCCCAUACUGUGUGGCUUGCAUGAGAGGUGCGUCUGGACAAGGCGCUAAUUGGGCUGUAGAAGAAGGCCAAGGGAAUGCAAAUUUGUCAUCUUAACAAAGCUUAAUUAGGUCUGGCAAUAACAGCACUUUGUUCCCAAGCCUGCUCUUUGAGCCGCAUUCCAGUAUCCCCAGGUAAGAACAACCUAUGGACCUCUUAAGUGGCUGAGGCACAUAGCGACAAAAAGACUGGAAGUUGUAGUGCUGUGGUAGGCAACGGGUGGCACUGUGGUCUAAGCCACUGAGCCUCUUGAACUUGCCAACCUAGCAGUUCGAAAGCACGCCAGCGCAAGUAGAUAAAUAGGUACUGCUGUGGUGGGAAGGUAAACAGCGUUUCUGUGUGCUCUGGCUUCUGUCACGGUGCUCAGUUGCGCCAGAAGUGGUUUAGUCAUGCUGGCCACAUGACCCAGAAAGCUUUCUGUGGACAAAUGCUGGCUCCCUUGUCCUGAAGCGAGAUGAGCGCCACAGCCCAUAGUCUCCUUUGACUGGACUUAACCAUCCAGAGGUCCUUUACCUUUACCUUUUUACUGCAACUCUCCCAUCAUCCUUGACCAUUUGUCAUGCAGGCUCUGGGAGUUGGGAGUCUAACAACAUCUACAGAGCCACAGGUUCUUCACCCCUGGGGAUCUGACUUGCACCCCUUUUAAGACACAUUAGAUCCCUAUGUCUUAGUGUGAUUCUGGGGGCCAGCAGCUGUUGGUUGGCACUUAUCCUCUGUUCCUUUCCCCAAUUUAUUUAGCCUCUCCAAGUAGGAUGCAGAUUGGAUACUGAAAGCUGCACUGUUCUGCACAGUACAGAGAGCUUACUGCCCGCAGAGGCAAGUGUGCCGCUCUUCCAUUCUCCCCAGCUUGAUGCAUUCAGUGCUAGGUUGCUGCAUGAUGCAUAAAGCACUGGAGCUGUGGAGAUGGCUCCAGGCACUGUCGGCACUCAGCAGAUGGAGCUUGGGUGCAGACUGUGCUCUCCGUAGCCCCAAUUAGUGAUGGAGAGGAGAUAAGCAUAUGUGACUCCUGUCUCCUCUCUCACCCCUUCCAGCGUGUUGCCAGGAUAACCUGGGUCUGGCUGACCUGUGCUGCAGCAGGACAGAGGGAGGUAUCACACAUUGCAUUUUUUUAGAGGCAUGUCCUGACGGUGCUUUCAAUGCAUGCCAAAAAAAUGUAGCUCUAGCAAAUGCCUGUUUGGCUAUGCUUGUCAGGGAGCUAGGAUUGAACAUAAUACAACUGCCUUGUUGGUCGCCAGCCAGACAAUUUUGGGAUGUCUACAGGUGGGGCAUGAGCACAAUACCCCUCUCUUGCUGCUGUUCUCCAGCUGCUGGUUUUUAGAAGCGUGCUGCCUCUUGUCCUGGAAAUAGUAUUCGUCCACCAUGGCAGGUAGUUGUUUGAUUUGCUGCUGUGUGUGUAAAAUUGACUACAGAACACUAAAGAAGAUGUGGUCAGUCAGUCUUUUUUAUGAAUAUAUGCAACAUCGUUCAGAGAUGCCAAGAACCUAAGCUACAUGGUGUGGUCCAGCAGCUGCACCCCUGUCAAUUCACAAAAUACAUGCCAGGGUAGUUGGAUGUUUCCUACGAAGGAAGCUUGUUUUUCCUAGGAUGGAGCAAGGACUGCACAAUAUCCUGGCUUAGCAGGUGGGGUCAGGCCAGGAGGAAGCUGGCAAAUACCUCUAACUUCUUGCCAUUCAAAACAACUGCCAAAUGAGUGUGGAGAGUGCUACAAAACACUGAACAGAACUACACAAUCCCUGAUUUGAGUACUGUCUUGGCUUUACACAUUAUUUCUCCUAUUUGUGCGUCGCUCUGGCAAACGUAGGCACUGGGAUCAGGUAUUCAGCUUCUAGUAUUUGUUAGGCUUGACUUAAUGGUCAUAGUGGUGUAACUUUGCUUAGCCAUGGAAGAAAUGGCACAAAUGACAAAUGUCAACUGGGGUGGUGGCAAGGUGUGUGUGUAAUUUAGUUCAACCAACAUGCGUUUCAAACUCAGCCCCUCUUCUGAGUUGGUGCUUACUCCACAACUAAAAGGGUAGUCUGACUUGCUUUCACGACUGCUACUGCUUCCAGUUGACUAGCGUAGUUUGGUUUAGGUAGCAUAAGGAGCCCUGAGUAGUAUAAGCAAGGGGAUACCAGGCAGGGGUGCCAACUUGAAUAAAAUAUUGGAGGGGGGUACCCAGGUAAGCCCUGCCCCACAUGAUGUGGCACACACACACCAUUUGAAAGGCAAUGCCCACCAACUUUUGGGGAGGCUAGCCCCUUCAAAUAUUUUAUGGGGGGGGCGAAGGGACCUCAGCCCCUACAAAUUGGCUCCUAUUCAUACCUGGGACAGAAGCUGUUCAGCACUGGUGCUUAUGAAUGCUCAGGGUUAGUUUAUGCAUUGACGCAGGAUCAAGCUGUGAAGUUUUCCCUGCAGAGCCCGUAGCACAGGCUUCCUCAACCUCGACCCUCCAGAUGUUUUUGGCCUGCAGCUCCCAUGAUCCCUAGCUAGCAGGACCAGUGGUCAGGGAUGAUGGGAAUUGUAGUCUCAAAACAUCUGGAGGGCCGAGUUUGAGGAAGCCUGCUGUCGCACUUCAUGCUGCAUAUAAUUACAGUGCUCCCUCCUGAAACAUUUCCCUUCAUUGCACUCUCCUUGUUCACAUGACAAAUGUGUAUGCAAAAUGAUAUUUUUAAGGAUGCAGCAUGUUUCAAUGUAUAACACACAUUCCGGUGUGAUGCCUGCUGCCAUGUGGUUAGAAUGUCAGCCUGGGACUGGGGAGACCAGUUCGAAACUCCAUCAGCCAUGCUCCUCACUAGGUGACCUUUAGCCAGUCAUCCUCUUUUGACCUAUCCUAACCCACAGGGUUGCUGGAAGGAUAAAAUGGGGGGGGACUGUGUGCUCCAUCUGGAAAGUCUUGGAAGAAAGGUGAAAUAUUAACCUCAUUUGAUGUUGUUUUUUUACAAUCAAGCAGUAUAUAAAGUUGAUCAAAUAAAUAAAUAAAAUACAAUAGACAAAAACUUCAGACUACAUACCACAAAACGAGCCUCCGGGUAAUGUAAUAAAAUUGUAACUGACACUUUGUAAAUGUUUUCUUUCGUCUGGGAUAAUGAGACAAGUGUUCAAAGUGAUAGAUGAAAACACAGAUGUUGUUGUUGUCCUUCUGCUGCUAUAUUUCUUACAUUUUUUUUGCCAGGUUUCCUCCCCAUAGUGGCUCCCGCAACAGAUAUAAGUAUUCUGGAAGCCUUCCUGAGAGCGCCAAGCCAGGCAGCGUGAUGCUCUUUCUGGAUUCUCAUUGGCUCUUAGCCGGCCCCCUAACACAGUGGGGAGGAGAGAAUGGGAGCGAUGUCACUGGCCAGCUACUGUUAAUUGCAUGGUAGGAGCCAGCCAUGUUCCUUUGAGUGCAGAACGAGCCGUCUGCUUGAACAAUAAUGGUUGGGAACUUCAGCAUCUCACACUUGUUCAGGAUGUUGAAAUAGUUGCCAGGAGCUUUUGUUUGUUUGUAGAGAUUUGUAGAACUACAAAAAGCGUAGAGAAAGAGAAUAGAAAUGUGUCUGUCUCAGAUGGUGCAGCGGGUAAGACAGUGAAUUUCUGCACCCUUCCACUGAUCCAGCCACCUGCCCGUCACCCUUUAGCACUAAGAGUACCAUCACCACUUUGCGGCUGCAACAAAAGGGUCCAUGGCACUCCUACAGGGAUGUCCUCGGGGCCCUUCCACAGAGCAAGGCAUAUGGGGAGAGGGGGCCACAGAGAAUGCCUGCACCUCCACAUUGCUCUGGCAAAUACAGCUUAUCGAGCAGGAAACUGUUAAAACUUUAAAUAGAGUUUCUUCUAUUUGUCACAACUGUGACAAAGAAGCAGUGGGAGCAGGCACUUUUUAAGAUCACCACAACUACAAUGCCUUGCUGUGGAACAACUCUGCGGUCCCAGUUUGUUUUAUUGUAAUUGGAUUCAGCAGCUUUACAGUUGCAACUUGCUAUUUGAUGUAUUGCAAACUGCUUUGUGAGAAGAUUGUUCUAAAAAGUGGCAUUUUUAAAAACCUUGGUCUUCUCUAGGUGAGCCUGUUCAUCAGUUAAGAUAGUGUUUGGACACAUUUCUCUGGAGGUCUUCCAAAGCCUUUGGAUAAUGAUGGCUGUCAGACAAGGGGCCUUUUCUGUGGUGGCAGCAGAAGAAUGGAUUUCCCUUCCUAGAUGUGUUCACCUGGUACCCAUGUUCCUAUAUUUUGGCUCCAUGCAAAGACUGUCUUAUUCUCUUGUUUGAUGGUUACCAGACGUCCCUGUUUUCCGGGGACAGUCCCCGGAUAUUACAAUUUGCUGCCCUUUCAUGACACUCAAAAUCAGUUUCCUGAGAUGGCCCACCUCACUGUGCUUAAUGGUAAGGUCUACAUGAAUAAUUGCUAAAAUUGAACUUGCAUGUUCAAAGGUUGUGAGCAAACAAUAGUAAAUGGCUGUCUCCAACCUGCCCUGCUUCUGAGCUGACCACCGUUGGAAACAGAGAGCUUCGGAUAUCAAUACGUAAUAAACUUAGCCAAGCCUGGCCUACCUACUUAACUAACCCACUCAGCGAAGGAGGGUCUUGAUUUCCCCCUUCAGUACAACUCUCAGGCUCUUGGGAGAUGCUGUUGCAUAAUUCCCAGAGGCAGAAGACAAAAAAAAAAAAAAAGGCCCUUCGAAUGCUUGGUUUGUCAUACGCUAAGAGUAGCAGCAGCAUGAAAUUUACAGGCUAGAAGAGCAUACAGCUGCAGGGCCAGGAGAAUGUCUGGCAUUUGUGUCCAUCUGUAUCCCAGGAAAAGAGGCAUCCAGCGGUCCGAUUAAUGAGCACACAGCAGGGUUCCUUGGCCCGACACUGCCAUUGUGAAAGGAAAGCUACCACUUAAUAUGUGUGUGUGUCGGGCGAGGCGGCGAGAAGAGGAGGGGGACACAAUGGAGCAGAAGCUCACAUUGCCAGAAGGGACAGUAUCUAGUCCCAGUGGAAGUGAAUUGAGAAUCAUUGAACCUUGGGCCAGCCCCUCAGUAAACAGGCCUGUGUUUGGCAGCACAGAUGAGCGUGAGGAAGCAGGCCGAGCUUCUGUGGGGCCUAGCGGUGGGGUGGCCCUCAAAGAUAAGAAGCAAACACAGCAGCAGCACGGAACGGCAAUAUUUGAAAGCAUCAGACUGUAUCCAGCUAAUUUUUGCUCACUUUGUAGACCCAAUAAAAUGAGUGGACUUAAGUUAGUCAUGCCCAUUGGUUUCAACAGGCCUACUCUGAGCACGAGUAACAUUGGAUGCAACCCAUGGCGUAUUAAGCGGCUACAGUGUGUGUUAGAGAUCAACAUCAUUUCCCCUGUUCUCCAAAUUAAUCAGUAGAGCUGUCAGAAAGCAAUGAUUUUAGGUCGUGGGGCUCUUGUAGGGCUUACCAUCAUGAAGCCCAGAGAGAUGUCUUGGCUAUUUGCUGGCUGCACCAGAUUUGACGAGAAAUAAAUUACAACAUGACGUUUUCGUCGAGUUUGUAUUCAGCGGCAGCCUUCCAGGAGAAAUGAUUAUGGCUUUCCUUCUGAAGCAAGAACAAUUAGAAACUAAAGCAGACGGCCCUUAGCGGAGAUGAAUGGGCAUAAACUAACCAAGGCUGAAAAAAAUACUUGAUGUCCCGUUGAUUUUGACACGAGAGUUACAGUGCAAUGCUAUGCCUGUCUAUUCAGAGUUAAGUUCUGCUUGCUCAAUGGGGACUAUUCCCUAAUAGAGGAUGAAAAACUUGUGGCCCUCUAUAUGUUGUUGGGCCACUUCUCCUAUCAGCAGAGGGACUGAUUUACUUAAUAGUUAUUCAGAUAUUGCAUACAGUGGUACCUCUGGUUACAUACUUAAUUCGUUCCGGAGGUCCGUUCUUAACCUGAAACUGUUCUUAACCUGAAGCACCACUUUAGCUAAUGGGACCUCCCGCUGCUGCUGCGCCGCCGCCCGCGAUUUCCGUUCUCAUCCUGAAGCAAAGUUCUUAACCUGAGGUAAUAUUUCUGGGUUAGCGGAGUCUGAAGCGUAUGUAACCUGAAGCGUAUGUAACCCGAGGUACCACUGUAUACCAAUGUUUUCAGCAACAAACCAUGAGCAGUUUACAAAAAUUAUAGAGUGGAAUUCAGCAUUGCACUAAUACAAUUGUUCCUUCAGUGCAAGCAUUUUUGCUUGCCAGAUGGAACAAUCUCUCCUCUCCUUCCCCUGCAUGCUGUUCUGGGGGGUCUCCCAGCCCCACAGAGUAUAUCUGGGAGAGAAGCAGGGGGAAGCCCCAUUGUGCAAGCAUAAGUCCCUUUGCUGGCUUCCCCUGACAUGCUGCGUUAGUGGAAAACCAAACCAAAAUGCAAUAACUAUAAUAGAUGUCAAAUAAAUAUCAGAAUGCAAUAAAUACAUUUUUAAAACCACCAUUUAAAACAGCAAGUUGGAACUGAGUGCAAUAGCAUUCUCAAACAGACCUGCGUAACCAGCUGAUAUCUUGGGAAGCCUUUGAAGCAUCCAGCAGACGGAGCUUCUCAGAUCUUUUUUGGGCGAGUGUUCCAGACGGUUGGUGCUAUAACUGAAAAGGCCCAUUUCUGCGAGGUUUCCAGAUGGUACGGCCAGCAGAGUCUCCUCUGAUGAGCAUAAAGUUUGAUUUGGCCGAUAGCAGGGAAGGCAGUCUGCUCAGUACCAUAAUCCCAAAUUGGUUGGGUCUUUAUAUGUCCAUAAUAAAACUUGGAACUUAAUUCAGUCGCAAAUAGAUGGCAGCUGCAGAUCCUUAAGAACCAGUGUCAUACAUGGCCCAGCUAGAUGUACCAGUCAGUAGUCACAGCAUUCUGCACUAGCUGCAGCUUCCAAACCAACCAAUAGAGUUUAAUAUUUAAUGUGCCUAAUAUGGUGGGGUAGGAAUGUUAAGGUGGGACUUUACUUCUCAGCAAUGACAGGUGGCUUUUGCUUAUCAAUUGCAAGUGGUCCUUAGAAUAAUUUUUUUAAAGUAUUCUGUUGAGGUCUUGUAGCAUGCUAGUCAAGUAUUUGCAUUUCAGCAAUUGCUUAGUAGAUUGGAUAAAAAGCCAGAACAUUAAUCAGCUAACGAUCUUUAAUCAGUUGGCAGUCCAGCUUCUACCCCACUUGCACGUGAACAGGUCAAUAGGUCAUCCCGCGCAAUGUUUGCUGUCACUGGAAUUGAGCACAUCAGCGCUGCCCUGCUGCCAACUGGCGAGCAAUGGAAUUGGGCAGCUAUGAGGGGUGUGGUCGUACUGCUUAGCUCAUUGGACUGUCCUACAACCAAAGCUCCUGCUCACCAUGGGGAAUGCAACGACUUGGCCAUCUGAGUAGGAAAAGUAUAACUGAGGCAAAUUACUGCUAGUAUAGUUUUAGAGUCUUAAAACUGCUUAGAAUAGCAGCAGGGAGGUAUUUUAAUGGCCCUCCAGAUGCUGCUAGACUCCCUACUCUCAUCAGUCCGAGCCAGCAUGGUCAAUAGUCCUAGAUGAUGUAGUUGAGCGACAUCUAGGGAACCAAAGCUUAGCCACCCCUGCCUUAGACUGUCCUAGCAAGGUGCUUGAAGUUGGGGAACAAGCAAUAGUGGAGGGCAUAGCGGGUCUUUGCUAGAGCAAAUUCAGUGUCCUCCAGUAGGUGAAAGGAGCAUGGAAGGAAAUGCUUGCUAGCCAGGUUCUCUCCUGACGCCACUUGGGAACCAUGGGAGCUGCCUUACACCAAGGCAGAUGAUUGUUUUUGCACAGGCAGCAUCCUAAGGGUUUCAGACUGGAGGUGUUCCCAGUCCUACCUGGGAAAGCUGGGGGUGGAACCUGAGACUAAAGCAGAUGCUGUACCAAUGAGCUACAGCCCUUUCCCAAGCAAGAACCAACAACCACUGGCAAACAUGGGCAGGUGAGCAAAGCAGAUGAACUCAAAACCUAGGAGAGUUGGGGUAGCUUUCAGCCCUGUUCCACAGCAUGCUGUUUGUUUGCUGGAGAAUGUGAGAUGCUCCCAGAGGCCUCCGACCCCAUUCCCUGACCAAGUUUACUUCACCCAGUUUGGCCUCUGUGAGUCUCAGUUCUGCUCCUGCUAUGUGCCCCUCUUCCCUCCCUCUCUGCCGCAGUCACUUCCGAUGUCCCGAGACACCCCAGCUGCGGGAACCAUUCUUAGCCUUUCCGUUCACCCAGAGGAGCAGCUGAGCCCUUUGUUGGGGCCGGGGGUGGCUUUAAUUUCUCUUCCACUCUUUUGAGCAAACAAAAGUGCCAGAGGAACAUCUCCUUGGAAGCUGGAGCCCUGUUUAAUUUGCAAUGAUCAUGGGCUUGGAGUGGCCCAAACUUAGUUCCAGGGCAAGCAAAACAAAAGGUUUCCUUUCUAUCACAGCUUUAUGCUACAGAAAAGAAUCUCUGAGAUUUUUUUUUUAAGCAGUUUGGCAUUCUUAGGCAUGUUAACUGUUGUAUUAUUGAUUAAUUGAUGGAGUUUAUAUACCACCUUUCUUCCAAAAAUAUUGAUAUAAAAAACAACAGGGUUUGGCUUUUGCUGCCCAACUCCACGUGGGACUCUGAGUCCCCUAAGUCCAUGAUCAGUCAGAGAAGAAUGGAUGGAGGCAGGAUCCAGUGGAAAGCAAAACAUAAUUUUCUUGGCCCCGCAUCACCAUCACACUUUGCAUAAGCAACUGCAAUAUAAUUACCAUCUGAUUAAAAGGAUUAAGACAAAACAGGUGACGUUGAGCAGCACCGGGGUCUGGUUAGCCAUGAGGUCAGAGUGCUGUCCGAAAGCAGCCUUUGAAGCAUAGGGUUUGAUGGCAUCCACUGUGCUUUCUGCCUCAGUCCAAUUUGGAGAGAGGUCAGAAGCAGCAGGAGCUAGUGUGUUGUUUUCUAAAGUGCUAUCUCUUUCUGCUUAGAAAAUUCUUGUGUGCAGAACUUAGCCUCCGCCCCCCCACUCCCCAUACACACUCUCUCACUAAUGAGCCCCAACUAUUCAUUGCUAUGAUGCACCAAGCAUGUGUUCUCUCCCCCAGCUCCCAGUAUGAUGGCUCAGCUGGUCUCCAGGGGAAGCUAAGUAACUCAGAGGCUGUCCUCACACGAAAACAUUACCACUCUCUGGACACUGAGCAGACACCUCUGCCCUUUGCUGCCAUCCUCUAGGAAGCCGAACUGUCUUCCUAGACCUUUCCCCUGCAUGUCUUCCUGAGCAGCGAGGCAGGUGUCCCCGAAUCCCAACUCAGUGCUCAUUUGCUACCAAGAUGUAGCACAGUAUCUAACAGGCUAUCGGCUGACUUAGCACAGCACUAAAUGCAUUUCCCUUUCCCCCAGAGGCUGGUGGAAAAGGGCAGCAUAUUGAGAGAUCCUUCUUAAAAGGAAUUAACAGGCACCCUUUCACUGGGCAGGGGGUGAUGCGAGGAGGGCACAGCUCAGAUCUAGGACCACAUUUCCAAAGCUGUUGUCAACACUCUCAUUACCUAACUCCCCAGCCAUACAAGGGAUUUGUGGUCUCUAUUACUGCAGCUAAUGUGAUAAGCUCCCUUUCUUUUGACAGGCUCAUCAGCAAUAACCAGUUCAGAGCAUGAUUGUAAUGGCCCCAUCCAAUUACCGAGGGUCAGUCACUAAAAAAUGGCACUGGGGGACUAAGUGGUAUUUCUUUAAAGUGUUGUUAAAGGCGAGCAUUCGGAAAAAGCUUGCACAGACAAUUUUUAAAAAAAAAACUGGUGCUUGAUUACUUGCUCUGUAGUAUCUCUUAGAAGGGCCUACUUGCAGCAGGAAGGGAGGGUUCAGAGGGAGAGGGAGAGACAGAACAAAUGAGAAUGUGGACUACAGCCUUUAUCCAAGAUCCCAUGUAGGAUGCUCUGUGGCUCAGUGGGAUUUUCUUCUGUGGAUAUCCUGGUGUUACCUGCAUUUUUCAUGCCUUAAAAGUGCCCACUGAACAGAGGGCUCUGGAAUUGAGACACAGGUAACACCUCCACACAUACCCUUCUUCUUCUGUCUCUUGUUGCAUUAAAAAUGCACUCCAGUUCCCAUCCGUGCCAGCCAGAAGGGCCAGGAAUUAUGAGAGUUGUAGUCCAACAAUAUCUGGAAAACCACAAGUUAGUUCCCCAUCCCUGGAAUUUCUGUUGUUCAUGCUGCAAUAUAUAUAUAGAAAGAACAGAGAUCUGUCCUUAUUUUUCUGCACACAUUCUGCAAAGUUACCCCCCAAAAUAUUUCAGGAAUCUGCACACAUUUCUUCUAAGGGUGUCCGCCCUCCACCCCGCCCACCCAUUUCAAUUUAUUCUUUGGAAGCCAAGCUGCCCUGUUUUGAUUAACCAUCUCAUCUAUUUCUAAUGGGGUUGUUAUCCUCCCACCUAUGAAGGAUAGCUUGUGUUGCCGCCAGGAAGGCCCUGUGAGAUGACGCUGGUGGCGCUGUGGUCUAAACCACUGAGCCUAGGGCUUGCUGAUCGGAAGGUCGGCGGUUCAAAUCCCCACGACGGGGUGAGCUCCCGUUGCUUGGUCCCUGCUCCUGCCAACCUAGCAGUUUGAAAGCAUGUCAAAGUACAAGUAGAUAACUAGGUACCACUCUGGUGGGAAGGUAAAUGGUAUUUCUGUGUGCUGCUCUGGUUUUGCCGAAAGCGGCUUAGUCAUGCUGGCCACAUGACCUGGAAAAAAACUGUCUGCGGACAAACAUCAGCUCCCUCAACCAGUAAAGCGAGAUGAGCGCCGCAAUCCAAGUCAUUCCCAACUGGACUUAACUGUCAGGGGUCCUUUACCUUUAUUUAAUGACCACAGCAUAUGACUAAGGGCCUGAGGCCUGACAUCACCACCAGUGGCUAGGGUUGUUUGUCCUGCUUAUACGGGAAGUGGAUUUUUUAUAUAUAUAAAAAACUGGAUCACACAAGAGUAUACAUACCUACGGCAAGGCAGUAUCAGUAGCUUUUGGGCUGUUGUGAACUGGGUUGCUUUUAUAAUGCCUUUUGAGUCUUUGUUCCACAGUUCCCUUCAAUUAUUGCAGUGGCUUCUUUGAGGCAUAUGUGCCUGAGAAAUACAGCAGCUUUGAAUGGGACGGAGGAAAAGCCACCAGAGAGUGUACUCGCCCUGUGGCACACAGGGGAAGGAGAAGGCAAGGAAUGAGAGAAAUUAAACCCACAAAGUAGGUCCGCACAUCCCUGGAAUUCAGGAAUGACCAUGUGAGGAAACUGCCUAGCAAUUCCAGAAUUAAUGGUCUGGAACUUAAGAGUGUGCCAUCAUGACCUUGCUCAGAGUCACCAGAUAGAUUUAAUUCCAUAGCCUAGAUCUCCCAGUAGCAAUGCACAAUCUCUCAAAUCUCAUCAGCUGUCAAAAAUGGCACUGGUAACCAGAGGAGAUAAGAAUUCCCCCUGUAGAAUCAGCAUCCUGCUUCCAACAGCGACCAACUUCUCCAACAAUUCUAUAGCACCGCCACUCUACACACAAGGAAAUAAAAGCAACUUCCACUCAUAAUAAUUGUUGAGCACAAAACUAACAAUGUGAAUUGUUUUCAAUGUGCAUUUGAACUUUCCCCAACAUUGUAGGAUUCAAGGGAUGGAGUAGGGACAGCAUCCAAUCUCCCACCCAAAUUAAAAUAACAACUUCCCAAAAGUAGAUAUAUAUAUAUAUUUUUAAAAAGAUCUGUGUAGCUAUUUUGUGCGCAGAGACAAACCUAUAGAGUGUAUGAACACAAGUGGAAGAUUUUUGUUUAUUUGAAGAACAGUUUUAUUUCUUUUUAUUUCAUUCAUUCAUUCAUUCAUUCAUGCUUGCUUGCUUGCUUGCUUGCUUUCUAUAAAGCACACACCUAGCAAUGAUUCUAGUUACAGGUAGGUAGCCGUAUUGGUCUGCCGUAGUCAAAACAAAAAUUAAAAAUUCCUUCCAGUAGCACCUUAGAGACUCUAAGGUGCUACUGGGAGGAAUUUUUAAAUUUUGUUUCGACCUAGCAAUGAUGUCAAUCAAGAAACGAAACAUACCUUCUCAUUACUAUCAUUUGUAUUCAGAGACACACUGCCUCCAACAGUGAAGGUCGAACAUAGCCAUCAUGGCUGGUAGCGUUGUUCUCCACAAAUUUAUCCAAUUCCCAGAGCGGUUCAACAAUCCCUCUUCCCAGAAAACCCUGGGAUUGUAGCUCUGUGAAGGGAAUAGAAUUAACAAACUACAGUUCCCAGGAUUCUUUGGGAGAAGCCAUGACUGCUUAAAGUGGUAUGAUACUCUUUUAAAUGUAUAGUGCAGACAGGGCCCAAGUAUAUGUUGUCUACUAUCCACAUCUAUAUGCUUGUCGACACUCUCAAAUGAUUCCAAAAGAUCAGUAAAACAGAACUUCCCUUUGCAGAAGCCAGUCUAAUUCUUCUGUGCCAACACUUGCUCUUCUUUAUGUUUACUAAGUCUAUUUUUAAUAACGCCUUCCAGCAAUUUAUCAAGGCCAAACAUUAGGCUAACUGGCCUGUGAUUUCCUGGCUCGCUGCCCUCACCCCUUUAUAAAAAUUGGUGCUGCGCUGGCUUACUUCCAGUCAUCUGGUAAAGAUGCUUAUUUUAGUUACAAAUCUGUUUCUGCAAGAUGCAUUUCCAGAGGGAGGUAUCCAUGUAUUACCAUCACAAAUGGGUGGCGUCAAUGCUAAAUGGAAAGGAAGAAAGGAGGAAGAGACCACAAAAUUUGAGCUUGAAAUUAACAGGCAUUAAUUGUCACAACUGAUAUGCUAUGGAGGAGGCAGGUGGGCUCUCCCCCCACACCCACUGCAACAGAAAUAUUGCCAGAAGAAAAAAGAUAUCCACAUAUUUAAUGUUUCAGACACCUUCCCUCAGGUGUGAACAUCUUUUUUCCAACCAGAUGUCCUGCAUAACACCUGGAUAAGGCAGGUGCAAUCAUGGGCACAGCCAGGAUUUUUGUUAGGGGGCAGGCCUUUUGUGGGGGGGAGGGCAGAACCUCAGUUAGCUAUGCUUUUUAUUUAUUUAGGGGGUGGAGCUGCCCCUCCCUGCCCAUGGGUGCAACUAAUGCACUAAAAAUUGAGUCUGGAAAAAGCCCUAAAGCAGAGUUGGUGUCUUACACAGGUGUUCUCUUUUCCUUAACAAUUCAGACCACAAGGCUGAUCUGCUUAACUUUCUUCAAGGCCUAUUAGGUAUGGAAGCAGACUUCCGGACCUCACCAUAAGCCCAUCUGAUUCAUCCAGGGGUUUCCCAAACUUGAGUCUCCAACUGUUUCUGGACUACAAUUCCCACCAUCCCUAACCCCGGUCCUGCUAGCUAGGGAUGAUGGAAGUUGUAGUCCAAAAACAGCUGGAGACCCAAGUUUGGGAUACAACGGCAUUCAUUAGUGCGAGGAAGGCCUUGAGCUUGAUGACCGCCUGACCCUUUGCCCCCUUUCCCCGAUGCCACUCAAAGAGUACACGUGUCCCAGGAACAGGAUGGCGCCCCCUGACGCGAGGCCCUGGGAAGCAUGAGGCGGCCUGAGCCUCGGCUGCCGACCUCCCCCGAAGUUGGGGGGAGGGAGAGGAAGGAGGAGGUGGUCUGCGCAGCCCUCCCUGACACCUCCAAGUCUCGCUUUCCUUUUGCGCGUCAGCAGCAGCAACGGCGGGUGAAAACUUGCGACUCCGGCAGGAGAGAAGGUCCCUUUCUGGAGAGCUGCUUCCCUGGCGCGAGGAGAACGCGGCGCCCCUCCGGCUGCCCGCCCGCACCUGCUGCUCCGCGAAGAGGCUCGGCCGCUGUCUCCUCCUCCCCUCCCUCCCUCCGGGCGCCCACCCCCCAGCUCGCCGGUCCCUCCCCCCGAAGCCGGUCUCUGAGGCUGCAUUGAGCCGCGGCUCUGGCAAAAGUUUUGAGCGGAGCGCCAGCGCUCAGGAGCCGGCGCAGAGCGACCCCUUGGCGGGGAACUUCCUCGACCCUUUGCCCGGCUGCGAUGCGCCCGACGGGGAGCGCCGAGAACUGAAGCCACACAGGCAGGUAGGUCUGGGCCGGCGGCUGAGGGAAGAAGGAGGGCUGCCGUCUUCGCGGGUUUUCCCUUUUCCUUUGGUCACGUCGAGGGGCGCGAGCGCGUGGCGGGGAGAUCCCUCAGCCGGUUCCAGGGGCACCGAAGGGCGGCGGUGUGGAAGGGGGCUCUCCCCCCCUUCUUCUCCCCGUCAGCCUCGGGCAUAGCUGUCAACGUUUCCCUUUUCUUGCGAGGAAUCCUAUUCGGAAUAAGGGAAUUUCCCUUAAAAAGGGGGAAACGUUGACAGCUAUGGCCUCGGGUUCCCCGCGGUGAACGGGAUGGAGCUGAGCACAUGCAACAGCCAGCCUCGUCCCUGCCUUGCGCCCCGGGGAGGCGAGGCGACAACGGCCUCGGUCCGGGGCGUCCACACGGCAGCCGAAUAUAGCGGGACAGCUUUGUCGAGGGUUAAAGGAAGGGACUUCUGGAGAGCUCCGUUGGUUAGAACGUGGUGCUGGUAACAGCAAGGUCUCAGGUUCAGUCCCCAUAUGGGACAGCUAUACAUUCCUGCACUGCAGGGUGGGGAAUUGGGCUAGUUGAUCCUUGGUGUCCCUUCCAACUCUACAGUUCUAUGAUUCUGCAACUGUUAAAAGGGGAGCAGCGUCCUCUCCCGAGAGGUCAGGGACCCGCAUUGAAGCCAAGUAUAUAGUCAACUUUGGCACAAUUUCUAGCAAGCCUGUUAGAAUAUGCCACGCACCACCCAGUUUGCCUUGCUGGCUUGCUAGUCUGUGGUAAGGUUGCCAUAUUUCAUAAAGUAAAAAAACAGGACACCCCGAAAGACAUCAAUUCUGCCUUUGUAAUGUCCUGGGAAAUCCGGACAUAUAGCAGCCCUUGUCUGUGGACACACAGGGUAAUCCUUGACCAGAUAACCAUACACACACAUGUGUCAGUCAAGGACCCCUUUAGCUACUUCUUAAGAGCAAUACAAUUUUUCUCCCUUCCCAAGAGCAAACAGUAUCAGGUAUGACUUCCAACUCCCCUUUGAUCAACAACGGCUGCAGCAAAACGAGAUGACCCCAAAUUACUCUGCCAAAUAAAGAAUGCUUGAAGGUAACCAGGAGUGGUUUCCAGGUGGAAGGGCUGUGAGCUCAGUUCAUUCUGGUACUCCAAAUUAAUUCCCUGGAUCUGAAUUAUUUAAUGCUACACUGACUCCACUUGGUGGAUCUUGUGGGUUCCCGUUAAACCACCACCACCACCAAGCACAUCCUGCAAGCCUGAGGUCUGACCAGCCCUGAAAUAGAUAGUGCCUUGUUCUCUAGUCCACAGUUCAUGGGCAUAGCCAAGGGGGGUCAGGGGGGCAGCUGUCCCCCAUGAUCAAUAAAAAUAUUUAACUAACUAAGGUUCUGCCCCCCCUAACAAAAAUCCUGGCUACGCCCAUGCCACAGUUUUUUGAUGCCCUUUGCUUUGAAAACCCAAACAGGAGAAUUGCAUCAGUUGCACAGGGAACCUCUGGAUUUUGGGAAGAGAAAGUGUGGGGCAGUAGUAGUUGGAGAACACUGCAUGGAUGAGGGGGAAUGAAAGGAGGCACAAAGGGGUUCACAAGUCACAUUAAGCCAAGGCAUGGAAGGGGCCACUGAGAAAGGGGGCACAUAUACCCACCAUGGAGUUGUGCCUAUGGCUAGGCGUGUGUGUGUGUACCAUAGCUGCCAACUUUUUUCUUGCAAGGAAUCCUAUUCAGAAUAAGGGAAUUUCCCUUUAAAAAAUGGAAAAGUUGACAGCUAUGGUGUGUACACACACACACACACACACAUAUACACAGUACAUACAGUUCCUCUUCUGCCCUGCUUCUCCUCCUCCUCCAUGCUGCCCUCUAGUAUCACAUCACAGGGCUAUGUUCUUGUCUCCUGCCCACAGCCUCCUGCAGACACCCAGCCACACAAUCAGUCACGUAACACCUAGCAGAACCUGAACCUAAUUAAUACUAAUGGCAAUCUGCUAUGUGUGCAGGAGAAAAGGUGGCAGAGGGGAGAGUGUGUGUGCCUGUAGAAUGGACAAACACAUGCCCCGUGUGAACUGUAACCAAAAGGUGAAAAAAACAACUCCGGAGACGACAGCCAAUUGGUUUAAAAAAUUCUUUUAUUUUAUGCAUGACCGGGAUAGCUCAGUUGGUUAGAGCAGGAGACUCUUAUGCUCUGGGUGGUGGGUUCGAGCCCCAUGUUGGGCAAAAAGAUACCUGCAUUGCAGGGGGUUGGACUAGAUGACGCUUGUGGUCCCUUCAAACUCUGUGAUUCUAAGGAAGAAACGGAAUUGGAACGGCCACUUUUACAAUAUACAACCCGAGGCACAGGAUUAUUUGUUUUAAUGUGUUACGCACUGUAUUGCAAAAUCACAAAACGUCCAUAUGAAAAUCUCUGGUUAAUGUGACACACUGCUAAACAACAAACAGAUCUGGAAGCCCAGCAGGUUCAAUGAAUACUGAACUUAAGCUUGGUUAUACCCAUCUCUGCAAAAGUGGGGUGAACAUUGGCGCACAAAGCAUAAGGGAGAUUAAUAAUGUAUACUGGUCCAGUUACCCAUUCAGGCAAAUCUGUCCUAAACGCUUGGCAUGUGCGGUAUAAUCCUACAUUGGCAACUUGGGGAAGUUAGGAAGGAUAAGUAGAAGGAUUUUCCCCUACAGAUGUUGUUGUUGUUCAAAUAGGAGGUGUUAAAAAUGGUAUCCAGUGUAUGAAUGAACUUCUAAAGAUUUAUAUUUAGGAAUGGAUUGGUUCAGAGUCCACCCUACCCUGCUUGGGAUUACUGUUAACGUUAUUGCUGUAAACACACGAUCUCAUGCAAAACUCACUAAAUUGCCUAUACCAAGAGUAGUGUGUGGCACUCACCAAGGUAGGAUAAUUGCAGGACACCAGAUAUAACAAUCCCAAGCAAGCCUGACUUUUGCCUUUCUCUUGCUACGAUGGACAGCGUUGGGUUAACUGCCUUGCUUUGGGUACAUUGCUGGUGAGGACAGAAUUGCAGCCUGUGGGGAUCUGGCUCCUCCAGUGUCACUAGUGAGGCAGGAUAGGAACCAAAAGAGACUUGUAGCAGCAGUCAUGGCAGCCUCUUAGUGUGUGCACGAGGAGUAGAAAUCGCUUCCUAUUGGCUUUCAGGGUUAGUUCUGACCUCUGAUCCUUAUGUACAAGCCCAGAACAGCAGUGGGGUUUAGGUAACAGCCCCGCUUCUCGCUAGAUUCAGUUUCCCUUGUUUGAGUGUGAUGACAUGUACAGCAAAUUCUUGGAAAAGCUGCAUGGGAGCAGACAGUCUCCCUUUAAUUAACCUCUUGGUUCUAUGUCAUGGAAUGGAGCAUUGAGAUGACCUGUCUUAAAAUGCCUUGCAGGAAUCACUCCUCCUUGCUGCAUGAUACAGUGGUACCUCGGAUUAAGAACUUAAUUUAUUCUGGAGGUCCGCUCUUAACCUGAAACUGUUCUUAACCUGAAGCACCACUUUAGCUAAUGGGGCCUCCCGCUGCCGCUGCACCGCCGCUGCACGAUUUCUGUUCUCAUCCUGAAGCAAAGUUCUUAACCCAAGGUACUAUUUCUGGAUUAGCGGAGUCUGUAACCUGAAGCGGCUGUAACCCGAGGUACUACUGUAUAGUCCUCAGCUCCAACCCCAUCCCAGUAUGGUCCCAUCAGGUGGAACUGACAGCACAUUUUGUGACUAUUUCUGCUUCUAUCCACAGAGGUGGAUUUGAGGGAGUGUGACUGGUUCAGUUGCACUGGGCGCAGAGCCUUGGGGACACCGCAGGGGGCGCUGCAACUAUGAUGUAGAAUAGAAUGCGAGAGGAGGGGGUGCCACUGAAAUUUGAGACCCCAAAGUCCGCCACUUCUAUCCACCUACACCCUUCCAAAAUGCAGUAGCAGAAGCAAAUCACCAGAAGCAAAUUCUUGUAAUGUGAUCUUGAUUUAUGCACUUAAAAGCAAUUCAGUUCUUAAUGAGAAACCUAUAAUUCUCCAAAGAUCACUUGUGUAAAUUAUGCAGAGAUGCAAAUAUUUCAACAUGAUGUGAAACCACAAAUAUGUUAGUUAAAAAAAAAAGUGAUACUGUGUGCCAGUUUUUAGGGAAUUUUAAAUAUUUGGUGGCAGAAACACAUGACACAGAGAACAGUGUGUACAAAGGUCUUGAAGGGCAUUUAUGGGAUGGGACAGGAGAUAUACAGAGCACAGACUUCCUUGCCUCUGGCUGCCGAAAACCCCACUUACGUUUUCACAACGUUUUCACAAAGUACUGUCUGCACAUUUUCAACCCCCCCCCCCAAUAAUGCUGAUGACAAGAAACUUGGGUGUUGCUUUUUUAAAGUAAAACUGACAUUAUUGGAAAAAGAAAGAUGUCUUGACACCCCAGAUUCCAUUGCAAUUGCAGUUAUGAAGAUUUUCAAAUGCACAUGCCCUUCCCAGACUCAUUCACCUAAUACUGCCUUUCACUCAGUGUGUUAAGACAUCCCCAUUAUCUAUCCCCUCCCAACAGUCCUGACCUAUUGGAUUGUUGAGACCCGAUGUGACAAUCUCUCAUACUCUUUGUCCACUUUACCUUUAGCACAUAUUUUUCUUGCCCUGUGUAUCAAAUCCUCUGCUGCUUGGGGCCCAGAAUAGAUGUUUUCACUGUCUGGCUGUGAACACAGUGAAGAGUCUAUUCUCUGUGUGCCACAAAAUGCCCUGGAUGUAAUUGGAGGACAGUGUAUCAUGAUAUCACCCAUUCAUUUGUCUGAUAUAAUUCAGCUCCUCAUGUAGCAUGGAUGAUAUGAAAAUCCUAAUUUCUGAUGCCCCAUUUGGCAUAAGUCUCAAUAUAAGACUCUGGGAAACAUAUCUUGUUAGAUAUGUUUGUUAAGCUUGUUACAGUGUUUCAGCUUUGUGCUUGGUUGGCGGCUGGUGCUUAAUUUGUAAAAUGAUGGCCAGAGUUCAGCCCUAUCUGGAAGCCAGUCCCUCUAACCAGGAAAACUUAUUCUGUAGCCACCAAUGAAAACGGAGGGACUGGCUAGACUUGUUGAGCUUGUGCAUGCUCAAGAGGCAUGGACUCUUCUCUUUGGAUAACCAGAACAAGAAAAAAAGAAAGAAAAAAGCAACCCCCUACUAGUGCAGUAAUUGGGAGACUCCGUACACACAGCCCUGCCAGUUUGAGUGAGUUGAUUGAAUCUUGGGCUGGAUUUGGCUGUGUGAUUGCUUCACUGAAUGCUCAAAUCAAGACUGGGGGAAAAGUCUCCUGGUGUUCUACUGCACCAUCAUAAACACUUUGUAGUUGGACUGUAAUAGUAGAGUAAAAUCUCAGCUUGCAUUGAAAAAUUAUGACUGGAGAGUGUAGAGAACCUAUUGCACCAUUGUUUCACUGCUUGGUGAAAAGAUUGAACAGAUUCACUCAAUCCGCAUAAGGGCACCCAUCUCCAGUUGUGUGAUUUGGACCUCAGACUCCAGGAUCCAGGACUAGCUUCUCUAGCAGAACCUAUGGCUUGGCAAAAACGGGUUCCAACUCAAAUUAAGCAGCAAAUCUGGUUCUUCUGUUGUGUCUAGCUGUGGAUGUCACCUACUUAUUUGGGGAUGUUAUAUACUUCUUGAUAUGGACCACUGUAAGUCAGGUGGAUGUGUUUUUACAUGCUUUCAAGAGGCAACAAUUUCUGGAAAACAUUCUGGCAGGGCUUUGCGUUACAUUGCCAAUACAAAUGGAUUGAAAUCUGCCUUUAUUCAUUUGCAGCAUUUCUAUUCUGUAUUUUCCCCAAGGAGCACAAGGAGGGGUCUGCAUAACUCUAUUCUCCCAGGUUAUCCUCGAAACAACCCUUUGAGCUAAGUUAGCUUCAGUUUGUGUGACUGGCUGAGUGAGUGGGGAUUGGAACCUGGAUCUCUAUCUCUUCCUUUCCUAGUCCAACCCUCUAGCCACUACACCACACACUUGCCUAUCAGAUUUUGAAUGGGAAAAUGUCUUCUGGGGCUGAGCCUGCGAGAGACGCAGUAUGUAGACUUUUGCACACCCUGUAGUUCUGCCUGCACAUGUGCUUCUUGGCAUCAGUGCUUGCCCGCUAAGUGGCAGACAGCUAGGCUCUCUCGAGCGCAGUUCCUUACACCACAAGGGCCAUGGUGGUGGGUGAGUGAGUGCUGAGCUAUGACCACUUCGUUCUGUGGGGAUAUUUGCAGUGAUGGGAGGCCCUGAGCAGGGUCCUUUAGGUUCAGUCUCAGCCUCUCCACUGUGCCCUUUGUGCCUCUGCUCCGAGUUGGGCUGUGUCAACAGAGUGAUUGCAAAGUAUCCUGUUUGAACAAGUCUUACUCACUACGAGACCUUGCAAGUUGGGAAGUUGCCUGGUGCAUCAGAAUAACAACUGCUCCAAUCUUGCCCCCUUCAGUUGGGGGUGUGUCUCAUCACCAGCCCCCAAGCAGAGGGCAGCCAGGGAUGGGUCAAGUUGCAUGCUGGGAGGAUGAAGAGGAUCCUUUGCCGCCUUCUCUGUGUCUUGCAGGCUCAUGGUUUGGGUGUUUGCUUAGAAAAGGAUUCAACAGUCGCCUAACAUGGACUCAAUUGGUCUGUGCAUGAGCAGACACAGAUGUAUCUAUUUCAGAGGCACUGUGUCCAGAUGUGCAAUGGCAGCAGCAGCAGCAAGCCCCCUUGCCACUAGCCCCUUACUUUGGCAAAACAGCAGCAAAGCUUCCCAUUGAGCCAGUGAGUUAUCGAUUCCAUGUAGAGUUAGCAAAGCAAAGAGAAAAUGGGCUGGAGAUUAAAUAAGGUAAAGGUAAAGGGACCCCUGACCAUUAGGUCCAGUUGUGACCGAAUCUGGGUUGUGGCGCUCAUCUCGCUUUAUUGGCCGAGGGAGCCGGCGUACAGCUUCCGGGUCAUGUGGCCAGCAUGACUAAGCCGCUUCUGGCGCACCAGAGCAGUGCACGGAAACACGGUUUACCUUCCUGCUGGAGCAGUACCUAUUUAUCUACUUGCACUUUCACAUGCUUUCGAACUGCUAGGUUGGCAGGAGCAGGAACCGAGCAACGGGAGCUCACCCUGUUGCGGGGAUUCGAACCGCCAACCUUCUGAUCGGCAAGUCAUAGGCUCUGUGGUUUAACCCACAGCGCCACCCGCAUCCCUGGAGAUUAGAUAUUCGGCCUCAAACAAUGUGACAAUGAGCCCAGGAAGCUACCAGAAUAAGAAGAACCACACAUACAUCCUUCUGCAGUUCAUGUAGCAGGAGCAAAUGCUCUCUGCAGGAUACCUGGGCUGUAAAGCCUUUGGCCAUGUCCUCCUUAAAUGGCUCUCCAGCAGCUGUUCUAGCCAUUCACCAUACUUAACAGGCUGCCAGUGGGAAGGCACAGUUGGCUCUUCAGAAGGCUGUGCCAGCUCUUCAGCCUGAGUUGAUGGAAUUUGAAAGAGAUUACCUGCAUCAGAGUACCAAGCCCUUCGUCAACCCCACCUUGCACAGGGGGUGAUGAGCAGGAUUUGUGAAACCCAGUUUACAGCACUGCAUCAGGGCUUGCAAAGUGCAAGCCUGUGGCUUUGCCCACAUGGUUUGAUUUCAAACCACACAGGCAAAAAACCUCUGUGUGGUUCACAGGUGUUGUUCUUGCACUGUGGGAUGAAGUCAGAGAUUCUGUGCUGUAAGUCAGAAGAUGGUUUGUCUCAGCAGAUCCGUUUCUAGAGAUCUAACUGGUGACAGGAGUCUUUCAUCUGAAAAGGCCACACAGCCUUUUUUGCAGCUGGUGUGUCCUCUCAUAGAUCAAGGAUGGCUAAUCUUGGACCCUUCAGGUAUUGCUAAGCUACAGCUCCCCCCACCCUUGACCAUGGGCCAUGCCUGCUGGGGUUGAUGGGAGUUGCUCCCUUUCUAGUAUAAACUACUGACCAUCUCCCUUUAGCCACUUUCCUUUACAGCACAUAGUCUGUGUCGCUAUGUGGGAUAAAGUGACCAAUGGGGCAGGAGUCAGCACUCUGGCGGACUUUGCCUCCUCCAUUUCAAUCAUGGGUGGGAAGCUCCAGCUCCCAUCAGCCCCAGUUAGCAUGGACAGUGGGCAGGGGAUGAUGGAAUUUGUAAUCCAGCAGCAGUUAGCCAAAUAGGGAAUGUCACCUGCCUGCCUGCCUGCCAAACUGUCCUUUGAUCACUCUCAUUUUAUUCCUUUCUCUCCAGUUGGCUUCUGUUGUUUUCUUACCUCCCAAGGCCAGGAAGCGUCUCAUCACAUUUUACAAUACAAGGUGCUGUGUGGGGAUUAUCAAUAAUACUGAGGAAGCUCUUUUCAUUCCUCUGCCUCAUAGUAGGGGUUCUGGAUACUCAUGGAGAUGAGCUGUUGAAAUCAAGGGCUCACCUAUUCCUAAAGAGUCAUUUUACGUUAUAGUACCAUUUUUUUUACAUUAGAGUGUAAACACUUAAAAAGUUGUCUGAAGUUUUCUUUGGCCUAUUUGUAUAUUAAAACAGAAAGAAACAAACCCCUGCACCCUCACAUCUGAGUAAUGUUGAAAUGUCAUCCUCUAUAGCUGUUUCACAGCUAAAUACAAGAAAAGUGCUGUGGAAAUUGAAUUACCCCGGCCGUUUGUGACAUCAGAGUUGUCCCAGCUAAUCAGAUACUUCUCAUCAUCAUCACUAUGAUUUAGUCCGUUAUUUCUUUCUGCAGCCGAGGCUGAUGAUGGUGGGGACAGCAGAGGGUAAUGAAGAUCAAAAUUAAGAUGCAGAAACAGAGCCAUGAGGCCUUUGGUCUGUGGGUGUGCGCACUCAUAGGACCAAAAUAGUGGGAUAAUGGCAGAGGUACAAGUGGUUGAUGGAUCUAAUGACUCUCCCCCUAAGACUGGCUGAAGCCACCUGAUCCCUAGUGGGAAAUGGGGUGUUAGUGGCAGAGCCAGCCUUAUGUUGUUGGCAUCGCAUCAGUUCCUGCCUCAGACAUCCCCUCCCCUGCCAAGCACUGAAGCCCCUGCUGCGUUGGAUUGUAGCUUCAAGGUUUGUGCCAUUAACGCACUAGGGGCUAAUCCUUUUGUGUUUUAACAAGAGAGCAGCUUCCCCCUUCCUCCUCUCCCCACAGCCUCUCUCUUGAGCAAUCAAGGGGAGGGGAUGGGUGAAAUCGUAUGUGUGUGUGAGAGAGAGAGGGGGGGGGGAGGCAGGAUCAGAACAGCUUUGAUGCUUGUUUGCUGAGAGAAGAGUCUGGAAGAGAGAAUGUACUGCAUUACAUUCCCAGCAUGGGUGAUGCUGCAGCGCAUCUUUCUUUCACCAGGCAUAGUUUUUCUUUUCCCAUUUUUUUACAGAAACACUAUUUCUCCUCCUCCUCCUCCUCCUCCUCCUCCUGCUUCUUCUUCUCUUUUUCAAGAGACAAUCCCACCCACCUCUUGGAAUUCAGAAACCACUCAUGCAGUCCUACUGCAAAAGCCUAAAGCAUAUGCAUAGUUUGCAGCACAGAGAUGAAAAUAUAAAAUUAUCAGAAAUGGUGGUGUCUUUCCCAUAGGUUGGCCAUAGAACUGGCAUUGUUCUGAAAGGAAGGACUAAUGGUGUCUUCCUAGGUGCACUUAUGUACAAGUAAGCACUAUCAAACUUCAGAGUAAACAAGCAUAGGAUUGGGCUGUACUUGAGCUUUAAACUAGUGUACAAUGAAAUCCUGAGUCACAGAACUAUGAUGCUCUUCUGAAUAAGGAAAAUAAAUAAGCUUAACACAACAGGCGCCUGAUAGUUCUGUCAAUGGGACUAUAGCACCCAACAUGUAGGAAAUAUACCCACACUCGAACCGUGUCUGCUUUGCACAUUGUUUGAAUAACUACGAGUGUUUUCAGAUGGAAGCUUACUGUUGCAAACUGAUCGUUCAGAUAUUGCAAACGGGUUACUGGCAGCAGGUUGUUGUUUUUAAAACUUGUCAGGUUUUUUCAUUGAAAGGGUAAGUGUGGAGAAAAGGUGUGAUUUUGAUAUCAACAAUGUUCUCCAGAUGCCGGAAAACCCCCCAAACAUGUGUGCGUGAGGAGCACCAAUCCUACCAAAAUAAAAUCCACCUGGAAGCAGCCUCUGCUACCCAGAGGUUACAAAGAACAACAACAUUAAUGGAAUUCAGUUGACAAAUUUAAAUGACUCACCUGGACCAGGUGGCAUUCACUGAAUAAUUAUUAAAGAACUCAAAAUGUGAAGUUGUUCAUCUUCAAGGUAAUUCUAAACCAAAAUGACUCUCAUACCACAGGGUUAAUAGCUAGUGGAAUGCUAAUUUCUAAAAAGGAUCUUUUAGGGUACAGUCUCAGGAAAUUACAUUUCUAUCAGCCUAGCUAUCUGACCCAGGCAAAUUGGUGGAAGCAGCAUUAUUAAAGCUAGAACUAUUAAAUGUGUAGCCUUGGAAGAAACAGCAUUAAAUCAAGCUUUAGUCAUUUUUUGGUCAGGGUUGGGAAGUCAACAAAGAUAUAGACUGGUGUGAAUUGGUUGAUAUUAUGGAGAUUUUUAAAGCUUUUGACUAUUAAAAGGUUCCUAAACAGCAAAACAUGGUAAUAUUCAAUGUAAAAGCAAAAUGAUGCCCACUGGAACAAAAAUAUAAUAAAAAUCCUAAAUUCCCCAGCUGAUGGUGAAUUGGCUGUAACUCCUCAGGAAAAAGAUAUGGAGUUCACAGUAGGGAAUUCAUUGAAAAUGUCAGCCCAGUGUGCUGUGGCAGUAAACAGAAUGUACAGUAUUAUGAACUAUUAUUAGGAAAGGGACAAAGAAUAAAGCAGCAAAUUUAUUUAUGGCAUGUUCAGUUUUGAUCUCUGCAUCUGAAAGGGACGACCACAGUACUAGGAGAGGUACAGAAAAAGGCAAUUAAAACAAUCAUUUUCCUUAAAUAGAAAGCGUAAAAAGAUGAAUGCAUUUGGGUUUAGAAAAAAGGUGUCAAAAGUAAGAGGUGAAAUUCUGUGUAUAGAGACAGUGAAUGGGGAGGCAUUCUCUUCCUCAUGAUACUAGAACUCAGGAUUCAUCCAAUGAAUGUUGGGUGGCAGUAGAAUCAGGACAGACAAAUUAAGUAAAACACAAUUAAGGAUGGAAUUAACAGUGAACAAGAGACCUGCAACACAAUAUUGCAGUGUAUCUUCCCUCCUUAAAGCGUGCACAGUCUUCAUUUGGUUGUUUUCUGUGGGAAGGUGCCCUCUUAGUUGUUGUUUUUAAAAUGUGCUUCUGCAAAGCAUGUAGAUCCCCUGAGGAUCCUGAUACCUCCUUUUUGUUUCUCAGUAUCUCUAUUCUAGCUGUAAUCCCGGCAGCACCCACCCGCUUAAUUCACUAUUAGAAGGAGCCAUAAAGAAUGCAUAGCUGGCACUGAAAAUAGCAGUCCUUCGUCUCAUUAUUAUCUGCACUAAUGUAUAAUAGUCCAAAAUGUACAGCAUUACUUUAUCAUGCUCCACUUCUCACCCCACACCUUGCAAGUGGCAGCCAAUUGAGUAGGAGGAGCAGGGAAACUGAUGAGUGUGGUUUUAUCGCACAUUACACAGCCCCUGUAUUAUGGAAAUUAUAAGGGAGAAUGGAGAAGAUGCAGGGCUGCUACAGCAUCAUCCACAUCCUCCCACCCUUAGUUAUGGAUUUUAUUUAAGCUUUUGUUUUUCAAGCCAAUUUAUAUAUUCAUGGGGAAUGGGUCUAUCCAGAACCACCCUUUCCUGGGACCUUAAGGUGAAGAGCAGGUAAAUAAUAUCAAUGGAGGGGGGCCCACCUUCACCAUUCUGCCUGUGAGCUUUUGUGGAUUACUUUGAGAUAAAGAGUACAGUCAUACCUCAUGUUACAUCCUCUUCAUGUUAUGUUCUUUCAGGUUACGUCCCACAGCGACCCGGAAGUACUGGAAAGGGUUACUUCCAGGUUUCGUCGCAUGCGCAGAAGCGCAAAAUGACAUCAAGCACAUGCACAGAAGUGGCGAAUUGCAACCCGCUUGUGUGCAGAUGCGCCGCUGCAGGUUGCGUUCUUUUCAUAUUGAGAACAGGCCUCUGGAACGGCUCCCGUUCGCAACCAGAGGUACCACUGUAUCAGAUGAGAUGGCCCACUGGUCUAUCAAAGCAAGGCAAUGCUUAAGAUUCUUAGCAGGAUUCAGACAGAACAUUUCAGACUCCCUCCAAUCCUUUCCCCAUAGGCCAUUUCCCCCUGUACUCUGGACCAGUUGUUAUGUUUGCUGCAGGGGGGGUUCCUCUGGGAAGAUGGGGCACUGCAUUUUGAAGACUUCCUGCCCUAUGUUUUCAAAGGGAUGUUUAUACUGCUGUCCCUUCCAAGUUAAUAAGCCCAGUGCACAUUGUACACAGGCAGUAGCAGGACCAGAGAAAGAAAAGAUGGCCUUGUUACCUGGAUUUCCUCCAGGACAGCUGGGCUAGGGUUUUAUUUACUGAAUUGCCAGAAAGCCAAAGGCCAAGAAAGACCAACCCUGCAGGAUGGGGCCAAGUGCAUCUCUGAUAUCCAUAUCCAAGCAAACAAGGGAAUGUCCCUGCCCAGGUAGAGUCUCCAGGAGAGGGAUGUUUCCCAUGCGUAUUUCCUGCCACUGUAUCAGUGGAAGUGCCAUGGCUACCAAGUCAUAGAGGAAUCUCUGCCGCAACAACAUAUGCAUUAAGCAGGCAUCCAUUCCCUGGCCCUUUUCUUCGAAUUGUGAAUAGUGCCAGCCAGGGAUGGGAGUAGACAGUUGUCUUGGAGCAGCUGAGAUUGAAGGUGAUAAGGAUUUUAUUUUAUUUACUCCUCAAUAAAUUUAUUCAGCAAUGCUACAUUACUUCAAUAAAUUUCUGUUAUGCCCUUUGCCAUAAACAACCUCUGAGUGGUUUACACAAAUAAAUGCAUUUAUUUGUUGUUAUUGCAUAUAUAUCCCACCUUUCCUCCAAGGAACUCAAGGCGGCAAGCAUGAUUCUCACAUCCUCAGAACAACCUUUGGGGUAGGUUAGGCUUGGGGAUGAUGACCCAAGUUCACUCAGUAGCUUCAUGGCUAAGUGGGGUUUUGAAGCCUGGAUUCCCAAGUCCUACUCCGACACUCUAACACACUGGCUCAAAAUCUAUAAACAACUAUAAACAAUUACAUAUUAAAACCAGUACAGUACUACCUCGGGUUACUGACGCUUCAGGUUAUAGACUCCGCUAACCCGAAAGUAGUUAAGAAUUUUGCUUCAGGAUGAGAACAGAAAUCCUACGGUGGCGGCGGCGCAGCAGCAGUGGAAGGCCCCAUUAGCUAAAGUGUUACCUCAGGUUAAGAACAGUUUCAGGUUAAGAACGGACCUCCAGAACAAAUUAAGUUCUUAACCUGAGGUACCACUGUAUUAGAAUCCAAAUCAAGGACUUUUUUAAAAAAAUGCAGGCCAAUGUGGAAAUGUGGAGAAGUGAAUUUAAGAUUGGAAAAAAUGAGAAUGUGAGAGGAAAUAAUGGACAGAUUCCCGCUGCCUACAUUUGCCAAAUAAAUUCUUCAGGGUCUCCAGUCUGAUCCUAUAUUAGCAGCUGAUGAGCAGUGCGUUUGUGAGAUGAGAAGAGAGGGGUAUCUUCAUCAUUUGUGGAGGAGAAAACAGAAAUAGGAAGAAUGAAGAGCUCGGCUGAAAUCCUAGGGGGCUCAGGGAUCCUGCAGUGGCCUGGCCUACCAGGCUGAAGGUGUAUUCAGGGCCACUCCAUCCAUUUUCCAAAGCCCGAGAGCUGUGCACAGAGUACUCCUUACAUGGGAUUCUGUGAAAAGUUAGCUUAUAGUGUUGUCUAAAAUUCAGGCAAGGACUUCUCCCACCCUAUGGCAAAUUUUUCUAGGCAAUAUAUUUAGGGUGUUUUCCCCCUUGUCCUCUGAAAUGGUAACAAGGAACAGUCAGAUGGGAUGGGCUUGUGCUUAAAAGGUAGCAAGGAAAUUUUAUCUGGGAGAGGAUUAACAGAUAGGUUCUGUUUUCACAGUUAGGGUCUAACUCGUCAUCAGGUGUAGGUAAUUUUCUCCCAGUUCCUAUUGGCUAACAAACCUGAGGCCCAGUGGUAUGUGCACAGUGACUUGCCUGACCUAUCAAGGUUAUUUGUUGUUGUCCUACGCACACUCCCUGGCCCCUUAUCUUGCGACACAUUGGUAGUAUGUUUGAUGGAGAUGAAUAAGUUGUUGCUUACAGUCACAAAGGCCCAAGGUUAUUUUGCAGAGGUUUUUAGCUUAGGAUCAUGAUUCAAUACUUGUGCCUCUGGUCUAUUUACACAAGAAGGGAAUCCCAGGGUGCUUGAGCCACACCCCAUUGUGCACAAUUGCACACUAUUGUUGCCAAUGAGAGGGAAUUGUUUUUUAAAAAAUGGGAAUGGAUGGAGAAGUGCAAGAGGGGUGAGUGCCCAGCAGGACACAGGUAGGAUGAGGUGGAUGAACUGCUUUCAUUUGUCCUCUGCCACAAGCCUUAGGAUUGCAGCCUUGGACUUCUGAUGUGAUUUAUACAGGAACUCAGCAGUAAGUUAUGGGACAUGCACUGAUUGUGGACAUUUUGCAGGCAUGAACAGUGCUGAAAGCAGAUUGCAUAUAACUGCCCCAUUGUGAGCACAAAUCAUAAUGAAUGCACAAUAGAAGACAUCUGAAGGGUCUCUGAUACAUCUGCUCUUCUGUCCACAGAUGGCUGGGUAUCAUCAUUAGUUCAGUUCUGUAUAUCACGUAUGAGAGUUAGCCUCAAACUUUUUAUGAACGUGAAGAGUGAACUGGGGAGUGGGGCACACCAGGACAUUUGAGUAGGUUUGCCAGAUCACAACCUGGAGAUCCAUACAACAAACCUCUAGAAUGUGAUCUGGCAAGCCUGGAUAGGAGUUGCUAAGUCACAAAAGAACAACACAGACAACACUAUAGGAAUACAGUACAAUGGAUUAUUAGGGACUACCAUGAGCCUGAGCAGCAGCCUCCCCAUUUAUCACCCUUGCCACCCAAAACAUGAUGGAUUAGCCUACCUUGGACCAAUUAAGUUUUUGCCAGUGUUGGCUGAGUUGUCAAAGUUAGGCAGCAGGCGAAAAAGGCAUCAUCUCUCUCUGAAGGCAGAUUCUGGUGGCCUUCUGAAAACAAUCCUGCUGUAGUGAUGUAGCCUUACACUCAUCAGUCAUCUUCUUCAGCAACUAAAUUUCAAGCACUUGCUUCACCUCUACCUCCUGUCUGAUAUGUCAGAACCCAGAGAACUCCCUCUGGUGCCAGGCAUGUAGGUCAAAACUGUCUCCAGAUGGCUCUGCAAAGCCAGCUUGGGGCUAAUGGUAGGAAGCCAGCUGGGUCAGGGAUAUCAAAUCUAGUACUGGAGGAAUAGGUGGCCCUAGGGGCCUAAGAGGAAGGGGGAAAGACAGAGAUACCUGUUGGUCUAAUGCUUGUGAUCAGAUUUCCUAUGUAAUUAUGGGUGUUGUUUGGGGGCAAUCCAAGAGGCCUAGGUCUUUUGCACCAGUUCUGGAUCUCCUUUCCCUUCCUCCCUCCUCUUCUUUUUAAACUUUAAAACAAUAUUUUGUGCAAAUUUUAUGCAUUGGCCUGUGCCCCCGAGUCCUUUAAGUACUUUGCAGUACAGUGGUACCUCGGGUUACAUACGCUUCAGGUUACAUACGCUUCAGGUUACAGACUCCGCUAACCCAGAAAGAGUGCUUCAGGUUAAGAACUUUGCUUCAGGAUGAGAACAGAAAUCGCGCGGUGGCGGCGCGGCAACAGCAGGAGGCCCCAUUAGCUAAAGUGGUGCUUCAGGUUAAGAACAUUUUCAGGUUAAGAACGGACCUCCAGAACGAAUUAAGUACUUAACCCGAGGUACCACUGUACAAUACUCCUGUUGGUAAUGCUCUCCAUCUUCCUUUGGCAAUGGACAGUGUGAGCAUGCCCUGUUGUUGCAUAUGUUGCAAGGCAUCCUGGGAAUCUCCCAACAAUAACUGAUAUUACCCCUAAGCUAUUUAUUUCUGUAAAGCCUGUAACAUAUUCUCUAUACAGCUAUCCUCCUGCUCCUUGACUUACCUCACAGACCAUUUCAUCUAACCCACAUUAAAGCAGGUUAGUUUUUUUGUUGUUGCCACCAUUGAGUUAUUUCUCUAGAAUUGGACUCUGUUUCUUUGUGAGGCAGAUGACCAGUGUUAGAGCACUAUGUAUAGUGUUGCAACAUUCCAGGCUAGAAGUGACCAAGACUUGUGUAACAGUGGGCAGAUCUGCCAGUUAGGGCAGCCCCCAAAUUUCCUGGAGCCGUUUUCACAAGGAAACCACCAAGAGUGGCCUAAAGAUCUUAAAAAACAAAUUUUCAUCUCCGGACAGGGGUGUAUCUGAAUUUCUCAAGUAGCAGCAGAUUCAGCAUAAAUAUAUACGCAACCUUCCCGUUCUGGAAGGAGAACUGAUGCAGCCUCUCUCCUUUACUGGCAACAACACAAGCUAAGAUUGAGGGUGAUACUGCGUUUUCAUUUAGAAUACUCUUGUUAUUGGCACCGAAAGUUCUUCUGCAAUACAAAAGCGUCGCUGCGUUUCUGCAGUUUAUCACAGCUGCAGCAAUUUCUGAAAGCAAAAAAGGCUCCCAACCCCCAAAUAAAGUUUAAUAAUAAUUAUCUAAGGAAAUUUAAGACGAAGGGUAAGGGGGAAUAACAGCAGAUAAUUGACUAAUUUGCUGAGGCAAAGAAACAGAAAAUGAGAUUGAAAUUGACUGGUAGAAAGCUUCUCUAUUAAAUGUUGUAUAACAUUUCACAGGUGACUACGUUAUGAUAAUUAAACCUUACAAGGUGCUAAUCUCUUAAACUGGUGCAUUUAAUGUGGAUAAGAGUGCUCAUCUAGCUUACUUCAGUUUGCUGGGAAUAUUAGCUCUCACCCAAACUUUCUAGCUCUCAUGACUAAUGCAUUAUUUUCUUUGUAUUUCUGUCUGAUCUUAACCUAUGAGCAGAUUACAAUGUAUUGUUGUUUUAUUCUAACAACAAACCCGUGAGAUAGAUCAAGUUUAGGUACAAUGACAGCCCCAUUCGCACCUACUAAGUUUUAUAAUAUGACAGGAAAUGUACACACUGCAGGUAGGCUCUUUUUUGCGAUUUCUUGGUUAUAUUUUAUUAUUAUUUUUUUAAAAAAAUCACAUAUACAUUCCAAUACAUAAUACUUUUUCUUUUGCUUUGUCGACUUCCCACCCCAUUUUCCUUGGUGUUUUUUAUUACUCCCCUUUGCUGUACCCUAGCUUCUCUCUCUUAUAUCAUAACAAUAAUACAAUAAUCUAUAAUUCCUUCUGUUGCUCAUAGUUCAAAUCCUGAUCAUGAAUUCAUCAUACUAUAACAUUUCUUUAAAUAGUCCAAAACAGGUUUCUGUUCUUCCACAAAGCAGAUUCUCUGAUUCUAGCUGUUAACUUUAUUUAUCCAUUAUUUAUUUAUCCAUUCUUCUUUGGUGGGAACUUCUUCCCUCUUUGUGCAUCGUUGCAGGUAGACCUCCUGUGGCCAGAGCAUGGAGGCAACCUCUGCCUCUGUAUGUUGCAGCUUGCUCUGUUCCCAUGAGCGAUACGUCCUUACUAGAACUGUGGCUCCAGCCAGGCGCUUUCUCACUGGGGUCUCCAGGGACCAAGGUCAUUAGCCUGCAAUACUAAUUAGAGUACGUUAGCCAAGCACAGAAAAGAGAGGCCACUCUGGCAGGGAAAACAUCAUUCAGAGUCACAGCUGGGUCAAGCAGGGAGACAAAUGGAUCCCCCCUUCCCUCUCUCUUUCCCUAUGGGGCAGGGCCAAAGGAGUGUGUCUGGGGCUGGAGGACACCAAAGGAGGUCCUGGGCAGUCCUGCAGCUUCCCUGAAGCAUUAGGAGGUGGCUGAGGACGGAGCUGGCCAGAGACCAGAAAACCCCUCUCCGACACAGCUGGGGUUGGGGGCAGGAAGAGGCUCCUCUGAGCCAGGAGGGUGAUCUGUCCAGCUGGGCUAAGGGGUGGCAGGGAGGAGACAUCAGGACAAACGGGAGCUGUUUGUACAGAGGAGGGAUCUAGGCCAGAGGUCUCUGCACUCAGCCUUUUGGAAGCCUGCAGCUCUUGUGGUGCAUGAAUGAGCCAGGCAUUCCAGUGCCUUCGGGGCAGGGGCUUCUCAGGCAAGGGAGGGACAAUUGUUUAUUUAUUUAGGUAAAGGGACCCCUGACCAUUAGGUCCAGUCGUGACCGACUCUGGGGUUGCAGCGCUCAUCUCGCUUUAUUGGCCGAGGCAGCCGGCGUACAGCUUCCGGGUCAUGUGGCCAGCAUGACUAAGCCACUUCUGGCGAACCAGAGCAGCGCACAGAAACGCCGUUUAUCUUCCCGCUGGAGCGGUACCUAUUUAUCUACUUGCACUUUGACAUACUUUCGAACUGCUAAGUUGGCAGGAGCAGGGACCGAGCAAUGGGAUCUCACCCCGUCGCGGGGAUUCGAACCGCCGACCUUCUGAUCGGCAAGCCCUAGGCUCUGUGGUUUAACCCACAGCGCCACCCGCGUCCCAUUUAUUUAUUUAGAGCAAUAUUAAAACACUAAAAUAAGGAGAAAUGUCCGCCUUCACCUUUGGGGAGAAGAAGAGUAGGACUGGUUCCUCACCCCCGCCAUCCCACUGUCUUUUGGAAGUGAUUCCUAUAUGAAGUACAGCCACUUCAGAGGGCUUGGGCUCCCUGGGGCAGUGAGCCAUGGGUCAACAACCAGGGGUACUCGCAAUCCAGUUGAAGAGUCUCUUCCUGUCAACUUUGAGCCCAGGAGCCUGGGCACAGUCUAAGAGAGGCAGCACAAGGGGGCUUGUUCCAGUGGUGGGGAAGGAGGUGGCUCAGCAACACGCAGGUGGGGAACUCUCUUAUAAAUCCUGGCUCCACAGGGUGGCAUUGGGGUGGGGUGAGGAUUGUCAGGUAGAGAAGUUUUCCAGUAGGGAUCAUCCCUAGGCAAGGGACCUGGGCCAAUGUGAUCUGGAAUCGCAAGAGCUGCCCACAUCCCCAGCAAAAACUUUUGCACACUGCUGCCACCAAGGCAAGGUUCAUCAUGACAGACGCAUCUGUCUGUCCUACUAUCUAAAUAUGGAGAAAGCUCAGCCCAGGAGCGAAAGCAGCAUCUGGCGCUGCUGGCUUCCUGAUCAAUGAGCUUCCCAGCUCCCAAACAGAAGCAGCAAUUAGGGACUGCUCUAAGGAAACAUGAUUUCCCAGGGCUAAAAAUAACCGCACAAGGAGGGGAGGAGGGAUAGAGGGAUAGUCCUGGGAGCAGCCCUCCAGACUAUGGGCUGGUUACUGUCCCUCUGACAAGCUCUGAAAGGUUUCAAAAUGUCCCUUAGAGAUAGGGGGAAUUGGACAUGCGCCACUCACUCCUUCCUGACCAGUCAAGCUCUAGCUUUGGCUCUCAGGAUGCUCUUUUUGGAGCACCAAAAGUAUGCAUUUCCAGAAUGAAGUGCAGAAUGAAUCUAGAGCAGAAUCUUGAAAGCACAUGUUUGAGAAUCCAAAAACUGGGGUGUAUCCAAAUGCCAGAACUUCUUUUAGUGCUACAAAUCAGUAUGCUCUCCAAAUGCUUUCAGACAACCACCACCAAUUUUUAUGUACUUUAUUAUUAUUAUUAACUCCAAGACUAGGAGUGUUUUGCUAGUUCCAGCCUUAUUUCUUGGAAAUUGCACGUGGUGCAAUCCUUAUGGGACUGAUGAAAUUGAGAAAGCAGCAAUAAAAUUUCGAGGUUUUCCAUUUACACCCAAGAACACUAGCAGAGUAGCACAGAGGAGAGCAUGGGAGGUUAGCUGGAUAAAAUGGCAGGGGACGGGGCAAGGAUCACACACAAGCCACAUCCAUGAAUGCCACCUGAAAACUGGGUAAGGCAGCAGUGCUGCCUGAAUGUUUUGUGCUGCCGUUGCAAUGUACAAUGUAAGAAUGGCUGCCUAUGAGCCGACAGUGCAGAGAAACGUAGAGGAACUUUAGAAGGAAUGUUGCCUGCAUUCUCCAAAAUAAGUGAGCAAAUGGUGCUUAUAUGGAAGAAAAGUCUUGUUUGUGUUGAAGCACACUUCCAUUUGUGAUUUUGUAAUGGACUUGUUAACGGGAUGCGGGUGGCGCUGUGGGUUAAACCACAGACCCUAGGACUUGCUGAUCAGAAGGUCGGCGGUUCGAAUCCCUGCAACGGGGUGAGCUCCCGUUGCUCGGUCCCUGCUCCUGUCAACCUAGCAGUUCGAAAGCACGUCAAAGUGCAAGUAGAUAAAUAGGUACCGCUCCAGCGGGAAGGUAAACAGCAUUUCCGUGCGCUGCUCUGGUUCGCCAGAAGCAGCUUAGUCAUGCUGGCCACAUGACCCGGAAGCUGUCUGCGGACAAACACCAGCUGCCUCGGCCAAUAAAGCAAGAUGAGCGCCGCAACCCCAGAGUCGGUCACGCCUGGACCUAAUGGUCAGGGGUCCCUUUACCCUUUACCUUUAAUGGGCUUGUUAGUUUUUGAACUAUCCUCAUAGUCCAAAGGCACUACAAUUGUCAGGACAAAACUAGACAUGACACCAACGAUCUAGGAACUGGAUCGCCUGUGUUUGGUUUCUUUUUAACUACUGUGGGAGAGAGGCAAAAUGGAUCAGCGCCGCAGUGCUUGGGGAGGGGUUUUCAACACUGAUCCCCCAUCCUCCCAUAUCAUUUUUAUGACUGAGCCCCCUGCCCACCCCAAACUGGAGUAUUCAACAACAGGUACUUGACGCAACAAUAGAGCCCCACAUCUCAAUCACCUAACGUCACUAUGGCACCAGAUGACCCUCGCCCCCUCUUUUUGCCCACAUGUCCAUGCAGAGAGCUCUGCAAUUUAUGCCCAAGUGCCAAUAGUCAGCUGAUUGUUGGGGCUCACAUAGCGCUACAAACAGAACUAUGAAAGCCCUGACAAUCAGCUGAGGCCAUCACUGCCCUGACUCCUACCAAAGGAAUUUCACAUUUUGAAAAACAAUUCUGAAGUUGUAUAUUGCCACAACCUAUCCCAGGAGUAGGGGAGCUCAAGUGCUAAAUGCAGCCCUCCAGACCCCUGUCUUUGGCCCUUGGGAUCCUCCCCAGCCCACAACCCUCACCGGCCCUGCUUUGCACCCUCCAUGAGUAAUAAUAAUAAUAAUAAUAAUAAUAAUAAUAAUUUGUUAUUUAUACCCCGCCCAUCUGGCUGGGUUUCCCCAGCCACUCUGUGUGGCUUCCAACUGAAUAUUAAAAACAGUACAGCAUCAGACAUUAAAAACUUCCCUAAAGAGGGCUGCCUUCAGUUGUCUUUUAAAAGUUAAAUAGUUGUUUAUUGCCUUGACAUCUGCUGGGAGGGCGUUCCACAGGGCAGGCGCCACUACCAAGAAGGCCCUCUGUCUGGUUCCCUGUAACCUUACUUCUCGCAAUGAGGGAACCGCCAGAAGGCCCUCGGCACUGGAUCUCUGUGUCCAGGCUGAACGAUGGGGGUGGAGACGCUCCUUCAGGUAUACAGGACCGAGGCUGUUUAGGGCUUUAAAGGUCAGCACCAACACUUUGAAUUGUGCUCGGAAAGGUACUGGGAGCCAAUGCAGAGUGGCUUUGCCCAGCCGGAAUGUGUCCUUGCACUUUGAUAAUGCCUCUUGGUUGUCUGGGUAGCGAACAGAGAGGGGUGUGUGAAGGUAGACACUAGCCUACUGUACAGAGGAACAGAGAGGGGUGUGUGAAGGUGACUAGACACUAGCCUACUGUACAGAGGAAUUGUUUAUAUUCAUUGCUCUGCCCUCUUUGGCCUCAGGCCCUGCCCAGCACUGGAAUGUGGCCCCAUGGAAGUUUGCUGAGAAGGGAAUUUGGCCAAUGGCCUCACAAAGCUCCUCCACCGCUGGCCUAUUUUUUUUAUGUUGCCAUUUCUCUAUCCCUCUCUAUAUCAUAACAAAUAAAAAAAUUAAAAAUUCUCCAGUUCUCCAAAAUAAGCUUUUGUGUGCAUGCACACACGAAACAAACUUAGUUGGUCUCUAAGGCGCUACUGGACAAUUUUUUAAUUUUUUUAUUUAUAUCAACUGCAUCAGACCAACACAGCUACCUACCUGAAUCUAUAUCAUAACAGUGGGGGUCCUGUGAGUUCUGUGUAGAUUCUGUAAAUACUGGCAAUCUGGGAAGUAGCCCUUGGGAAAGUAAGCCCUCCAUAUGCAGGGAUCUUUCCAUUGUUUGUUGCCCAGCGCAUGCUGAAGAAUGGACCUAGUGGAUCACGAGGAGCCUUUCAUUCUAGGGCAGAACAGGCAUUUUUAGGCCAAGUGCUUAUUUUUGGCUUCGCAGGACAGCCGGAAGGUCACUCUCGCAAUCCCAGCAAAGUUCCGGCCGCAUCUGGGCCAAAGGCAUGGCCCGUCUGUUCCAAGGCACACGGCAAGAAUACUUGGUUUGUGUCCGGAGCACUGUGAUCCCAUUCAGGAGCCCUUUAACCAGAUUAGAGAGGGAUUGAAGGAUUUAGCUCUGGUGUGAAUCUGAGUUUAUCCCGGAUGGGUUGCCAACACGGCGGGCAUUGCCCAACAGCCGCCUACAAGGACACACAGCAGUCUUUCAGCCAAGGAGUCGAGCCUUCUGAACACAUGGGGGCCUUUGUCGGCAGUAGGAUGAAGGCUGUGGGGUUAGGAGGCAACAACAUCCCUGGGUUCAUCCCUGGAGGAGAUCCCUGGAGGGCGUUAAUGAUUAACAGCCUGGUUGGCCUUAAGCUGGGCUAUGCCAGGAGCUGUAAACAGACCAGGGGCAACGCUACUGGCACAUUCCCCCUCGUUCCCUCCCCCUAUGAAAUGUUUUCCUAGACACGGACUGCUGGGGAGAAGUUGACUCUGUAUCAGGAGAGUCCCUGCUGGCAGGAGCGCAGGAAGUGUCAUGGUGAUGGAAUGCACAAGCCACUGUCCAUGAGCAGAUCAGGGCUCCAGGCAUUGGGGCAUGUGUCCUCUUCAGCAAGCCUCAUCUCACCCACCAUGCAACGCGCAGACAGCCCUACCCUCCUUCCCACGUGCGCUGCCUACUGCAGACACCAUACACACAGACCCCUGGUACCUCGGUGUGGCAUUCUGUCGCUGCCUGCACCACCCCACAGACGGCACAGCUACUGCCCUUUGCUGGAUCCCUGCAGACAGCACAACGUCAGAACCACCAGCACAAUCCUACUGGUUUUCUGGAUCCCAGAUACAUUGGCUGAGUGUACUGCCUACAUUCAAAGCACCUUUUCACAGACACAUCCCAAAUCCAGAGAACUGUCGUCUACCCCUUACAGAGAUACAAUUACCCUCAUCCUUAACAAACUACAGUUACCAGGAUUCUUUCGAGAAGGGGAAUGUGUUUUAAAUGUAUGCUGUGUAUGCAACCAUUAUUUCCAGAACUCUUUGCUAUCUUCCCCACUCCCCACAUUUCUGUCUCCCUCUCUCUUUCUCUCUCUCUGUCUCAUACACCUGCCUUCUAAUCCAAAGUACUGCUGUUUUCUGGCCACAAGGCAAGGCUAUUUUGCCAAUCAAUACCAUAGACAGAGGUGUCCUGUGAGAGGGCUCAUCCUAUCCCCAAAGGCACCCAUGUUUCCCUUUGCUAGUACCUUGGAAGUCGAACGGAAUCCGUUCCAGAAGACCAUUCGGCUUCCAAAACAUUCAGAAAUCAAAGCACAGCUUCUGGUGGGCUGGAGGAAGCUCCUGCAGCCAAUCUAAAGCCGCGGAAUCCCCAUCAGAUAUUUGGGUUCCAAAGAACAUUUGCAAACCAGAACACUCACUUCCAGGUUUGUGGGGUUCGGGAGCCAAAACACCCCAGUACCAAGGCAUUUGGGAUCCAUGGUACGACUGUACAAGAGAUCCACUGUCUAGCCUAGCUAUGCAAAGGCUUUGGGAUUCUUUUCUCGUGCUCUGUUGUUUUGGGCUACCUGCUGCUCCCCAGCACUGGCUGCAGACUUUGGCAAGCUUGCCUGUGGGGCAGGGAAGUCUCUGCAUGCUGGUGCUCUGAGGAGACGAGCAAGAAAAGGGCAGCCCCCCUGUGCUGCAUUGUAGUGGAUCAAGUCUCCCUGGGUACUUGGCCUGCACCCAAAUCCAGCCCUGAAAUAGCUCCCCACCCCUAAAGAGGCUCCUGUUACAGUGACUGGCAUCUGAAGCAGCCCCCUAGAUUGGGCGUCCUCAAUUCCUCCUGGCUGCAGUGAGGGUCAGAAGGUUCCCCGCACCAACCAGAGGCAGGGUCAAACCACCACCAAGCACCUGAUCUGGGCGGAGGCUGCGGUGGCCAUAUUCACUCCUAGCAGGUCCCUGUCAGCCCAGAAUUUCCUGGCACUGGACAGCCUUCCUGGAUGUAGCCCAACAAACCCAGUUGCAGAGUGCGUCAUCCACCUUGGGGCCAGGGUACUGGAGCCGAGAGUUUGCAGAAGGGCAGACUUAAGUGCUCCUCUUUUCUCCUUCUAUCUUAUCCUUCGCAGGGCUCUGCUAAAUCGGCCGCAGGACGUUCUGUAGGCAGCCAGCAGCUCUGGGAACAUCCCAAUGUGGCUUUGCAGCCCUGCAGAGGGAUGUCCCAACCACGUCUUCUCAGUAUCCUGCUGGCACUGGUGGUGUGCCCUCAGGUAAGGGCCUUCGUCCCCAACCCUCCCCAGCCCCUCUCCAUCCCAGGCCUGAGAGGCACAUAUAUAUCAGGCCGGUCCUCCUUUCUGCUGUCUUUUUUCCUUCAGGGACCCUCAGCCCAGAUCAUGGACUUCCUCUUUGAGAGCUGGAAGGCCUAUAGCGAAGAGUGCUACCACAACAUGAGCCUUCUGCCACUAUCCACUGGUGAGACAAGCGCCCCCUGGAGGUUGGGAAUCAGAGCACUGAAGUCACGGGUGGGGGCAAGGAGGGGGUUGGACAUUUAUCACUCUGAAGUGCAAUGGACAUUUAAAGGCACUGGUCAGUUUUUCCACCCAGCUGCUUUUCUUGCUUGUUUGUUUGUUUAAGCUCAGCCUCCUUGCUAGGCAAUGAGCAGCUGAGUGCUGGGACCACAUGCAUCUGUGCAUGCUGUGGAAACGAGACAAGAAUUUUGGAAGCUUAAGGGGCAUAGCAAACUGCCUUACACUGAGUCAGACCACCAUGCUAGCUUGGUAGAGUCUAUACCAGGUGUGGUGAACCAAUGGCUCUCCAGAUGUUGCUCAGCUGCAACUUCCAUCACCCCUGUCCAUUGGCCAUGCUUGCUGGGGCUCAUAGUCGUAGUUCGACAACAUCUGGAGGGCCAAACGUUCCCCACACACUAGCAGUGGCUCUCCAGGAUUUCAGACAAGGCAUCUUUCACAGCCCUACUUGGAGAUGUCAGGGAUUGAACCUGUGGCCUUCUGCAUGCAAAGCAUUCUCUCUACCACUAAGCUACGGCCCUAUGCCAAGCUUGAGGGAGAAAAUGAGCUACCUACAGUGCUGGGUCCCAGAGGCAAGAGUUGUUUCAUAAAUCAGCAUACGCAAAAGAUGAGGGUUCUUUUUCUUUUUCCUCAAGAAGUUGCUGUAAAAACUGUUUCAGACAGCAGUAGAGCACAAAGAGUAGGCUGAGGCAGAGUGGAGGUGAGGUUUGUGGAUGAAUUACUAGGCAGUUGUGUGUGCAGACACAUGCAUGUGAAGCUGGCAACAAGGGUCCCAUAUGUGUCCCAAGGGCAAAUUCUGCUGGUUGAUGAAACACGUGAAGGACAUGAACGUGGGGAAAGUUUCCUAAUUAAAGAAAGAGUGAAAAAUAAGGACGAAGCUGUACACAUAUUCAGACACACAUAUAACCCGCUGUUACUACCACCGUAUCACACGCAGAUCCUAAGUUUCCUCCUCUCUUUGACAGAGCUGGUCUGCAACCGAACCUUUGACAAGUACUCGUGCUGGCCUGAUGCACAGCCCAACAGCACUGUCAAUGUUUCCUGCCCCUGGUACCUGCCCUGGUACGACCAAGGUGCGUGCACUGGGGGGAGAAGCAGACUGGAAUGGGCCUGUGCCCUUGGCAGGGGGGAAAAGGAAGGAAGUGACAUGGGAGAGUUACUCAGGGCCCAGCCACACUUUGCCUUAAGUCCAUACCUCUUUGCGCCAUUUUCAAUUUGGUCCAGGCCUGGGUGUUCCCACUUGUGAUUUCUGCCUCUGCUUUCCCUUGAAACCCCAUGUUUUCCUGUUCAUGCUUCCUAUAAUCAAUAGUCCGCUUUUAAAGUUGUCUCCACCUUCAGUUCCACUCACCUGUGGCAGAGAGUCAGAAAAUCAGAAAAGCCAGAUACUCAGGAAACUGGAUAAUCAGAUAAUCAUUCAACAUGCACAAAAGGGGCCAGGACAUUUCCACUACAGUGGUACCUCGGGUUAAGAACUUAAUUCGUUCCGGAGGUCUGUUCUUAACCUGAAACUGUUCUUAACCUGAGACACCACUUUAGCUAAUGGGGCCUCCUACUGCUGCUGCACCGCCGCUGCACGAUUUCUGUUCUCAUCCUGAAGCAAAGUUCUUAACCUGAGGUACUAUUUCUGGGUUAGCAGAGUCUGUAACCUGAAGCGUCUGUAACCCGAGGUACCACUGUACAGGGAUGGUCCAUCCCAUUUCACCACCUGAGGUGAAACAGAAAUGCGCUGUUCCCUGCUCCCCAACUUUCACUGUUGCCAGAAUGCCACCUUCAAAGCACUGCCACUCAUCUUUCCCACCCCGUGGGGGUGGGGAGUGGCAAUGCAAUGCACAGGAACACCACUUCCUUGCCAAGUUUGGUGAGAGCCAAGGCAUUCCAGGUGUUGCUGCUCGUCUUCUCUACCCCAGGAGAUGCCAUGCACCAGAACAUCUCUUUUUUGCCAGUGAGAGAGGGUUGUUCUAGCAGUGGCAGAAAUGGUGGGGCAGGCAGGGUGCCUCCAAAGCACUUUUGCCAUCUGAGGCAGGUGCUUCACCCCGCCUCAUUGGUGAGCCGGCUCUGUUCCAAUACAUAUUACAGUGGUACCUUGGUUCUCAAACUCAAUCCAUUCCUGAACUCCGUUCAACUUCCAAAACAUUCACAAACCAAGGUGCAGCUUCUGAUUGGUUGAUUGGCCAUGGAAACAAUGCCGACAGCAGAAACGGAUGAUCAGCUUUCGAAAAAUGGAUGCAAACAGGAACACUUAUUUCCAGGUUUGCGGGCUUCAGGAGCCAAUUUGUUUAUCAACUAAGCCGUUCAGGAACCAAGGUACCACAGUAUUUAAUACGUAUUAUUACAGGCAGAAAAUAAAGCUGCCUUUGGAACCAUUGCAACCAAUAAAAGCAAACGAAUUGGGACACACAGAUUUUGCACAUACAUCACUUGAUCACUGUUUUAAUAUGAGCACCAAACAAGGAAGAGUAAACUAAAAAAAAAAACAUUUUAAGCAUGUUGAGGAAACUAGAAGUGGGGUGCUCGAAGCUGGGGAGACAACUGGAAAAAUUAUCCCACAGGGGUAGGCAGGGAGAGAAGGAAAGGAGGUGGGAGCAGACUUCCCACAAAACAGCUUCCUGGAAAGCAUGCAGAAUCCAAUUCAGGAACUAUUUUAGGACUGGUUCAGAAGAGAGACACAUUUUUCUUUGGGUUUUCCUCAUGACAUUUGUUCCAGUUCAGCAGUAAACAACAGGUUUCCCCAGGGAAAGUGGUGGGACAAAGCAAAAACCUAUGGACCUGUUAUAACAGAGUGAUACAAAAUACUAGAAAUCACGGGACAAACGAAAGUGUGGCUGAGCCCUAAGAAGGGGAAAUAGACAGGAAAGGAAUGAAGAGGGAUCGGGAUGAUAAUAAACUAGAGGAUGAGGGAAAAGUACUGAGGGUGCAGGAGAUGGGGACUGUGGGAAGGCACAGAGGAAUAACAACAAACGGUCAGAACAAGUAUAGGGUGGAGUUAUAAUAAUAAUCCUAAUAAGAUCACAAAGGAUAAGGCAAUCAGUGACUACUAGCCAUGUUCUGACUUCAUGGACAGAGGCAAUAUGCCUCUGAAUACCAGUUGCUGGGAAUGACAAGUGGGGAGAUGGUUGUUGCACCCAGGUUCUGGUUGGUGGGCUUUGUGUAGACAACUUUGCAAUCGGGAUGCUGUGCCAGAUGGGCCUUCUGAUUCAGUCGAGUUCUUCUUCCUCUUGCCUUAUGCCAGGCUUCCUCAAACUUGGCCCUCCAAAUGUUUUUUGGCCUACAACUCCCAUGAUCCCUAGCUAGCAGGACCAGUGGUCAGGGAUGAUGGGAACUGUAGUCUCAAAACAUCUGGAGGGCCGAGUUUGAGGAAGCCUGCCUUAUGCCUUCAUUCCCUACAGUGAAGCAUGGCUAUGUAUUCAAGAAGUGUGACCCAGAUGGACAAUGGGUGACCACCCCCGAAGGGAAGUCGUUGCGUGAUGCUCAUCAGUGUGUGAUGAACAACGAGACCAUCUUAGAGCAGGUGAGAGCAUGGCUAUCUAAAUGAGUCCUGGGGGCUGUCUGCAAGAACAUUCCCCGCCUCCGUUGACUCCACUGACUUUGUACUCAACGUACUAUACCCAUUUUAAAGAGCAGAUAGAUUACCAGGAUUAGUACCAUCCCUUUGGGGCCUCAAAUUGUCUCUUUCCUCUCUUUCGACUUCCAGGAGUGGUUUGCUAAGAUCUACGGGAGCUUCAAGGUGAUGUACACGGUUGGCUACUCGGUGUCACUCUGCACUUUGAUCCUUGCCUUGGCUGUGCUGCUGGGCUUCAGGUGCCUUGGGAACUGGCCUGGGAGGGGUGGGGGUGAUGGUGAUGGGGGUGACCACAUUGAGGGGCAGUGCCCAAAGCGGUGAGGGGGAGGGAACCGUGAAGUGGGAUAGUAAGACCAGAUUUCAUUUGGUCCUCCUAGAAGGAAGUGGAAUGGCUGUAGGUCCGCCUGGAAAGAAGUGAGAUGACAGCUCAGUUGGUUAAAGCAUGGUGCUGAUAAUGCAAGGUUGUAACUUUGAUCCCUGUAUGGGGCAGCUGCAUAUUCUUGCAUUGCAGGGGGUUGGACUAGAUGAUCCUCAGGGUCCCUUCCAACUCUACAAUUCUAUGAUCCUAUCUGGUUGGGUGGAGAUGGAGCUCUUUUAAGUUGGAAGGGAUCCGUCCACACUGGAGAUGCUGGGAAUUGCUCUUUACAUAUUAACGUCUUUGGCAGAAACCAACACUUUGCAUGCUUUCUGACCGAGUGAGACAAAUUACAUACAAUGCAGUUUUGUGUUUCUUUAAAAAUAUAUUUUAUUAGAGAAAGUUGAGGUGGAUUCAUUCAACCCUCUUUUUUCACCACAAGCUUGUUGCUGCUGUUUUACAUUUACUCCGUUGGGUUGAUCCAUUUGGAUCCCUAAUCGCACGGCAGGUUCAGCAAGUGCACACAUUGAGAAUACAAAUUAAUUUACCUGUCUCCAAAAAAGUAUAAGAUCAGGAGUGUCACAGGUCUCUCUGCUAGCAGGCACCAGAUAAAAAUUAUCCCUGUGGUAGAGAAAGCAGCCAUGUCAGAAUGCAACUUUGGGAAGUACGGUAUGCAUGUUGCUGUGUACUUGUGAUGAGAAUAUAUGACUGUGUGGGUGUGUACUUACGUCAGUUGAAUGAAGUGUGUAUGUGUGUGUGUGUGUGUGUGUGUGAGAGAGAGAGAGAGAGAGAGAGAGAGAGAGAAUAUGGCCCUAUCUGCACUAUAUAUUUAAAGCAGGAUCAUACCCCUUUAAACUUCCCUGGUUCUCCCCAAAGCUGUAGGAUUAAGGAGUUGUAGGAUUAAGGAUGCUGAUAGAUAUUAGGAGACCCCCUCCCAGAACUACAAUUCCCAGAGCUCCCUGGGAAGAGGGAUUGAUUGUUAAACCUCUCUGGGAGUUGUAGCAUUGUGAAGGGAAUAGGGGUCUCUUAACACCACCCCUAACAAAGUGCCUUCCUGGGUCACGUUGGUCUGGAUUUAAUUAAAAUAUUUUCUGGUCAAAAUCUGCAAAAUAUUUCCAGAUUGGCCAGGAGCUCGUGGUAAGCCACACGACAGUUCACGAGAGAGCAGAGCAUGGGUGAAUGCGUAGGUGUGGAAUGAGGAGCAGAGUGGAGAACACAAGGCAUGGAGGAGCGGGGUGGGGGUUUAGUACAGUGGGGUGAAAGAGAGAGAUCAGGGUGCAAGGGCUGGGAGGAAGAUCUGGGAGAGAGGCACUGGCUGCAUGGUGCUGGCCAUGCUGGACAGGCGUUGUUGACAAGCUCCCUGCUCUCCAGCAAGCUGCACUGCAUGCGCAACUACAUCCACAUGAACCUCUUCGCCUCCUUCAUCCUGAAGGGCAUCUCGGUGCUUAUUAUCGACAAGCUGCUCAACACUCACUUCAACCAGAAGAUUGACGACUACAGUGUGGGUCUUUGGCUGAGUGAUGAGGUGAGUUAAACAUUCCUGGUCCCCCCCCCUUUUUUUUUUUACACUUGCUUAAUUUUCAUUUCCUUUGUUCCCUUUCCCCAGGGAGCAUGAAGGUUCAGUUGAUUCGCCUCUGCACCACACAUAAACAAUUAUGGUAACCCAACAACCCCUGCCUACACUACUUGGUAGCUACACACUAGGGCCCACUCCCAAGUAGCUGUUUUCACAUACAAAUUCACAAGAGCCAGCAAAUAAGGGGGGAAAGGCAUAGGAUGUUUUCUCAGAGCUUUCACGAUGCUUAAGUCAGCUUGUAAUGCAUCCAUAAUGUCCCGUUUAAAACCUAAGUUUGGCGACUACCGUAUUUUUUGCUCUAUAAGACUCACUUUUUCCCUUCUAAAAAGUAAGGGGAAAUGUGUGUGCAUCUUAUGGAGUGAAUGCAAGCUGCGCAGCUAUCACAGAAGCCAGAACUUUCACUGCACAGCGAUCCCUCUUGCUGUUCUGGCUUCUGAGAUUCAGAAUUUUUUUUUCUUGUUUUCCUCCUCCAAAAACUAGGUGAGUCUUGUGGUCUGGUGCGUCUUAUAGAGCAAAAAAUAUGGUAUAUCGUUUCUCUGAUGCAUCCAGUCAUGAGUUAAUAACAUACCCCCAGAGUGCAAGAGCAAUUUCUAGUAUCUGGAAUUAAACUGCUGGAAGGCUGGACCGUGUGGGCUAAGCCCUGCUUCAAAUGAAGCCAUGCCAAUAGCAUCCCCAAUAGCACCUUCUUCAACCCUCCUCUGGUUCAGUACUCACCUUCACUCAUGGUUAUGGGAACCAGAAACACCAUGCUUUGCUGUCACCAAGCAGCCUGAACCAGCUACAUUUCCAAACUUGAUCCAAGCCAUUGCCUCGUUGCCAAGUCCUACGCAUUACUGCCACUUGAGACCUCCUGUACUGGUGGCUUUUGUUUUUAACGUACCAACCACAAAACUAGGGAGAGUGGCAAACUGCUGCCCCCAUGAAUCUGCCUGCUAAAGGGACAUGUCCACUUUGUGUUGAAGCUGAUCCAGGGGUUGGGUUGUAGAGUGGGGUAGGGUGGGGGAGGAGAGCUUCUCGCUGAGAGUUCCUGGACUUCCCUUGCCCUUCUCACUGACCCCUUGCCAUUCCCCCAGGCAGCAGCCAGGUGCCGGGCAGCCACGGUGUUCAUGCAGUACGGCAUUGUGGCCAACUAUUGCUGGCUGCUGGUGGAGGGGCUCUACCUGCACAACUUGCUGGUGUUGGCCGUCUUCUCCGAGCGCAGCUACUUCAGCCUCUACCUCUGCAUCGGCUGGGGUGAGUAUAUGCAGGGUUGCCAAGGCCCUGGAAAGGACGAGUGACUGAGUGUCAGAGGCACCUUCGCUGGAGCAGAAACAGCAGGGCGAGAGUCACUGAGGGUGGCAGGGAAGGAGAAGCACUGUGGCUGGAGAUUGCACUAAUCUGCACUGUUUAUUAUGGCAGAGGUGGGGAAGCUCCAGUCCAUAUGAGCCAAAAUGGUUUCCCUCGAAAGACGUCAGGUGUGGGGCAGGCAGAGAUGCGGCUUGACCAGGGGAUGUGCUGAUGGGCGGUGACUUCACGUCUGCUGAUUAAUAGCACUUCAAAGAAAUUUGGCUUGUGGGGGGUAGGGGAGAUAAGGCCAGGAUUCCCACCUUUAUGUUAUGGGGACGGGGCAUAUGACCUUGUCUCAGAGUUAUGGGAUGGGGAGAGUGUGACACAGAAGGUAAUGAUGGUGACAAUGGUCAGUGUUGGAUCCAGAGCAGGCUGUCCUGUGACAUUUGCCGCUGUAGGCAAAUCACCCCAGCAACACCCCUACCUCCAUGAUGACACCCCCUCUGCAGAUCCGGGGGGCCCUGCCCCCUGCCAUACGUGCACUGCAGCCAGCCCCACCACUACAGCAGGGCUGGACUUGGGUCUUUCAAAUUUCAGUGGCGCUCUGUAUGAGGCCAAAAUUCAUCACACACCCCCUUCUCUUGCUGCUCAGUUUACCAUGUUAUACAGUGGUACCUCGGGUUAAGAACUUAAUUCGUUCUGGAGGUCUGUUCUUAACCUGAAGCACCACUUUAGCUAAUGGGGCCUCCCUCUGCCACUGUGCCGCUGCUGCACGAUUUCUGUUCUCAUCCUGAAGCAAAGUUCUUAACCCGAGGUACUAUUUCUGGGUUAGCGGAGUCUGUAACCUGAAGCGUCUGUAACCCGAGCUACCACUGUAGUUGCAAGCCCUGCUGCAUCCCCUAGGCUAAGCACCCAGUAUGGUGGAACCAGUCACGCUGUCCUAAAUCCAUCUCUGACAGCACCUGCACCUGCAAUGCUGCCAUGAUGCAGUGGCAGCAGUGAGGCUGCAGCAAUGAGGGCACAGUGGCAGUGGUCUGUGGCAGUGGUACAGACAAAGCCCCGGCAGGGCUGGCAGCAGCACAGUGGUGGGGCCCAGAGUGUCAUUUCAGUGGACUGAAGGACUCUUAAUGUUUGUGGAAGGGACUGAGAUCCAUCAGAAGCUCCCACUGGAGGAAGGGGGAAAGGGUCAUUUUUGCCUAUUUCACCCCUUCUCUUCCCCCUCUCACUGUUUUAGAGGAUCCCCUACGCCUUCAGUUGUUCAGAGUGCGCAGGGGGGCUUCAGAGGGAAAGAGGAACUGGCAAACAUCACCUGCCCCCUGCCUCCAGCAGGAGUUUCCUGUGAAUUGAGUUGUGCUCACAGAAACUCUGAGUCCAAGGCAGAUAAUGCCUCAUUGCUUGACCAACACAGUGCCAUUUUACCCAGAGUUUAUUCCUCUAAGUAACAGAGGUGCCUUUGCUUUACUUUUCUGUACAUUUAAAAAAAGAACUUUGGAAGAAUGAUAGCCUCCACAAGCCCUCCUGUGGGUGAAAGGCCUAGAUAUGCCAUUGAAUGAGCAUGUUGCUUGAUCAAUGGCUUUCUGCAAUCACUGUCUUUAAAUGGCAAGAAUUAGAUUAUAAAGUCCCAAGUGCUCCUUUAUCUAGAGCCUUCCUGAGUAAUUUUUUGUCUAUUAAAAUCUUGCAUGUUCAGACUUUGCAAUAGUUUCAGAUUAGCUAGGAAUUGUGAGGUUCUGGUGAAGCCAGCAUUGAGCAUCCCUACCUUACUAUUUAUUUCCUCUAAAAAGAGAAAAUCAAGAUAUGCCUGCUUGAAUGUCAGAUUUGACCCUUGUGACUACCAGCUACCUACUAAAUAGCUGCCUUCUUUCUUUCUGAGCGUGAGAGACUAAAGGGCAAGCAAGACGUGUUAUGAAUGAUGCAUGGGCUGCAAUUGAGAAGAGCAACAGCAUAUUCUCUCUCGGUUUUCCUGGUAAACAUCCAGUAAAAGAUAGAUGGAUGUGAUGUCAUCAUUCUCAGAGUUUGCCAACCCUAGGGAUGAGUGAAUCAGUCUGUUUGCAGCCUGUGUCACUUUUGCAGGCAUUCUGCAAGAACACAUUAAGCUGCAAUUUUAAAACAUAAUAAUUCCACGUGACAAUUCACAUUUCUUCCCAUACAAAUAGAAGCAUAAGGCUGCUGUCACGCUGGAGUUCACAUGGCAGCCAGGCCAACUCCAGCAUAACAGCAUGCAGGUAAGUGGGCAAGCAGGCCAUUUGGCAAGUAAGCAGCGUGGGUGGAAAGCGGCCCAGGCAAGGUGUUGAACAGAAGGGAAGAAGUGGUCCACAGAGAGGUUUGACAAACCGCUCUCUGAAACAUCUGUCCCGCUCUGUUAAACAUGGCUACAGCAAGGUUUAACAGGGGGCAGGGGCUUCAGAAAACAGCUCUCUGAAGUGCCUCAGACUUUCUUACUUUAAAAGGUGGGGUUGGGGUGAGCUGUGAGGGGGGAAAGGAGGGGUGUGGGAUAAGCAGGAGGUGGAGCUGUUAGGUGGGGCAGGGGUUUGGGGCAAGCUGUGAAGGAAGGAAAACUGUGAGGGGAUCAGCCAGGGGGUGGGUGGGGCAUAGGAGCAGCAGCCCCUAUUCAACACGUAAACAUGUAUCUGAACUUAACAUUCUUUCAAAAGAUGCAUUUCCAAACACCUCUUGUCUCAAAAUACAUAUUUCUAAAUGUUUCCCCCUUCAAAAGACCAAUUCCUAAACACAUUUGGACACGUAUUUUGAGGCAAGAACUGUGCUGGAACAUUUGGGAAGUGUGAAAGACGUCAGCUAACUAAGUUCAGAUCCACACAUAGGCCUGGGAGGCACCGAUCAGGUGAGCUCAUAUCAGAAAUAACAGAAACAGAAGCAUGCCAAGCCCCACCUCCUGCACUUGAUUGGCUGCUCCUUACAGCAAGGGGGGGGGACAUUUUGGGUACGACACCGUCUCAUCUGUCUUCUUUCAGUAAACAUUACUGGGGAGACAUGGGAAGGAGACAGUGCUGUUCUCCGCAGUAGUCAUCCAUCCCUCAUGACUAGUAAUGUUUGCCCCAAAGGGCAAUCAGCUCUACAUGGAACAGCACAUUGUACUGCAGCUAAGGCCAUGUAGAGAUUGUAGUUUUUGAGGGCAUUCUGUUGUUGAUGUUUUCAGUAAAAAUGAUCACCCACCCUCUUACCCCCACUAUGGUCUCAGAUCAAGUAGAUUAAAAAAAAAAAAAAUUAUUAAGGAUUUUCUUGUUUUACAGAAGUAAGUGUAAUGCCUCAUAUAUUUUUUUUCCAUGUAACAUUUUUAGAAAUCCGUUUCAUUUGUUGAGGCAUUAGGGGGAGAAAGAAAAAAAGGAAAAAAGAAAGGGGGGGUGGAGAGAGGGAAGAUGGAUGGGGGUGGGGUCGGGUGGCGGUGUUUCUAUUAUGUUUAAUGUAUGUAGAGUUUGGUGUCAGCGUUGCUUGUGUUGUUCACUUGUGUUCCUUUGGUGGUGAGAGAGGUUGGGGUUGGCCUAGGGUGUGAUUGUUUGCUUGUGAUUGGCUGUGGUGAUCUUUGUUUUCGUGUGUGGAUCAAGUAGAUUUUUGAGACAUUGCAACAGUAGCAGCAGCAGCAGCAACAACCCGAUAGCAUCUAUUUGACCAGAGACAACAGUGGGUGAGAGAUAUUUACACUCUGGCUAACAAGUGGUUCUUAUCAUACCACUGCCUAAUUGCUAAAGAGCUACUGCCUGCAUGGGACUUCUGAUGCCAACUCUUGCAUCUUAUCCCUCGGGUAGUCAACCUAGUGCCCUCCAGAUGUCCUCAGACUUCAGCUCCCAUUAGCCCCAACCAGCAGGGUGAAUGAUCAGGGAUUAUGGAAGUUGUAGUCCAAAUAAAUUUUGAGGACACCACUUUGGCUGCCUGCAUCUUAUCCUAUCUAUCUUAAAAGCAGGUUUAAUCCAUAAACUGGGCUCCUUUGGGAGGAAGGGUAGGAUAUAAAUUUAAUAAAUAAAUAUACUUUUCCACAUUCUGUUUUGAAUGUGUCCGAUGGUGCUUCCACAUGGCAGUCUAUUGUGAUCUCAGUGCUACACAUGCAUGCAAGCUUUGCACGGUGCCCACACAAUGCUGAUAUUGGGUGUUGUUGUUGUUGUUGUUGUUGUUAUUUUGAACAACAUAAAAGGAAAAAAGGUAUACUAUAUCAUAUGGGAUGGCGUUUUGAUGUCAUGUGGUCACUGCCCAAAACUUGGUCGACACGAACAUCACUGAGUCUGCAGUAAACUCUCCCGUAACAAUGCCAUUUGUGCCUCUUGCUAGCUGCUUCCUACUAAGCAAUUAUACAGACACAGUUGUAUCCAACGAAGUCAUUUCAUGAGCAGAAUGGCUCCCGCAAACACAAUGGGAUUUCCCUUCCCUCUCCUCCCUCUUCACACCCCUGCCACUGCCUGCAAGCCUACUCUGGAGAUUGGGAGAGGGACCUGGAGCAGGUUUGGGAGGAGGGCACAAUGCAGUGGGGGGAAGGAAGCCCCUCUGCAAUCUAGAAACAUCCAGGUCUUGCCUGGAAAUCUGAGGUUUUGUCUCUUUCCGGUGAAGCCAUGCCUAAACCACACGUGCCAUUUGGCAAAUGUAUAUGUGGCAACCAGGCCAGGUUGGAUUGUCUCUAUGUUCAUGGAGCCUGGGCUGGGAGACAAGAUCUUUCAACUUAGAUUGGCCUCUUCACCUAGAGAAUGUAUAACUCCAAGAAAACUGACUACAGUGAUACUCCCAAGAUUUGAGGAUCCCUCGACUCCCUGCACCUCCUGGUUGCGUUUAAUGAGCCACUGGCAGAUCUUGAGUCAGGAUGAAUCUAGCGCAGAAACUCUUCUCAGGUUAAAUUCCUCUGUCCUGCCAGACAGAGGCCGUUCCUUUUUUAAAAAAUAAAUAAAUAAAUCCUCUCUCUCUCUCUCUCUCUCUCUCUCUCUCUCUUUCUUCCAGGGGCCCCAGUACUCUUCAUUGUGCCAUGGGUAGUGGUGAAAUUUCUUUAUGAAAAUAUUCAGUAAGUUCCAGGACAAUGUGUGUCUCUGCUGUGCAGACUGCUUGUAGGUUAUCUGCAAUGCUUCUGUCAUUGCCAGGCAACUUAACAGGUGACAUUCCUAUGAGGGCUAUGGGUGUGAGCAGGCCACAUUGUACUAAGUGUGAGCAGUGGGGGUGGGAGGUGCUGCAAGGAAGAGGACAGUGUGCCAGGUCACACUUGUUGCACACGAUCCAUGGUUUCUUUCUUUCUUUCUUUCCUGAGAUGCUGGAGUACCAAUCAUAACAUGGGGUUCUGGUGGAUCCUGCGUUUCCCUGUGUUCCUGGCCAUCUUGGUGAGUUCUCUUUAUUCCUCGCUUGUCUCAGAUGCCCACUGAACCGCCCACAAUGGCUGCCCUUGUCUAGCAAAAUGCAGAGAGGGAACAAUCAUUUUCCUGCCUCCAGCCUUCUUAUUUGGUGUUCCUGAAAAAUGAGUAGGGCAACCUCCAAGUAAUAAAAUGUCUAAGGGCCACAAUGUGAUGCACCUUGUCAGGCCAGGGGUAGGUUGUGAACCAAUUUUGGCCUGAAAACCACAUUAGCCACGUUGGGGGUAUGCACACAGAGGCACACAGCCCACUUCCUUAACUGAUGGAUGCAGAUCAGCUGAGGGAAUUAUCAACCGCCUCACCGUCCAUAAAAUGAUGAAGUUAAUGCCAGGGGAGAGGGCACACAGCAUCACCAUCAAGGUGCUGAGCAGGACAAAGAGGCUUAAACCAGCACUGUGUCAACUAAUUAACUGCUGUUUUUUGUGCUGUCAAAAUACUGCUGGGGUGGGGUGAGAAAACAUUUCUUUGGGGACCCAAUUUAGCCUCCAAGCCUAAGAUAAGCCACCCCUGUUGUCCAUGUUACCAACAACAAUAAUUUAGUAUGUAUAUUAUAGACAGCACUUUCCCUAAGUGCUCAAAUCACAAAAUGUUAUUAGCAAGCAUAUGUACCAGUGAUCCAGUAACUGUUCUGCAAACGUCUAAUCCUAUAGCCCCAGUGAUGCAUAGACAUGGUCACAGCCUGGAUGGGGCACUUUGGGGAGACCUGUGCAAGCCACUGAGAGCUUAUGAUGGGUCCAGAAUUAAUAACAGUAGUAAUCGUGGCUAAAAUUAGACCCUUAUUUGCUAUGCGUGUCUUUUGACUCUCCUGCAGUCCUGCCUCUUCUUCCCACUCAGACACACUCUCUCACUUUCAGAUCAACUUCUUCAUUUUCAUCCGUAUCAUUCAGAUAUUGGUCUCUAAGCUCCGUGCCCACCAGAUGCGCUACACAGACUACAAAUUCCGGUACUGGCUCCUGCUCCCACCCUUCCCUGCUCUACAGUGCCAUAGCUUUUCCCGGAAUGGGAAGGUUCUAUUAUCAUCCUGUUUACGCCAUCAUUGCCCAUGGCAUCACAGCCUUUGUAGGUUAGGGGUAUCCCUUCCACACGUCCAUGGGUUUGGGGGAUGGGUACACUGACUUUUUAAAGUGGCCUUCGAUACGAGUCUAGCAGGUUUCUUUUCUUGUCAUUCAUAAGCCCAUUCGUUCCUCCACCAGGUAGGUGGUUCAUACGGGGUUCGGGCUGAAUACUGUGGGAUGCUGCUGCCUUUUGCUUGUGAUGCAUUCUAAUUAGCUGAUGCCCCAUUUAGGCUGGCCAAGUCAACACUGACGCUCAUCCCGUUGCUGGGAAUCCACGAGGUGGUUUUCGCCUUUGUCACGGAUGAGCAUGCCGAGGGCACGCUGCGCUACGUCAAGCUCUUCUUUGACCUCUUCCUCAGCUCCUUCCAGGUGAGGCACACCAGAAGCCCAUUCUUUGCUCAGGCCCAUUCAAAAACUAUAGAGAGACAAGCCUUUCUGGUUGCAAUUAUUAUUUAAUGUACGUUUCUGUGUAUAAGACUAGGUUUUUUUCCUAUAAAAAUUAUGCUAAAAAGUGGGAGUUUCUUAUACAUGGAUAGUGCAUAGGGCAGACGUUUGAUUAGCUGCUGCCGUGUCUGUCCACAGCUGUUGGAUGUGUUAUUGGUUGCUGUGUCAAUGGCUGGUGUUGAUUGGCUGAAGCUGGGGCAAUAGGACAGGCGAUAGGCAACUUCUGCCAGUGAGGGGACAGAUGAGCUCAACAACCCUGUGCAAUCCCCCCCAAAGCGCAAUCCUCCCCCCAAAAAGCUCAAGAUGUCUGAGCCAUCUCCCCCCAUCUUCUUAAAUUUGAGUCCCCCAAAAUAGGGGGCGUCAUACAUGGAAAAAUACAGUAAAUGGCAUUAUUCUGAUUGACUUCUCUGCCUCUUUAGGGAAUGCUGGUGGCCAUUCUUUACUGCUUUGUGAAUAAGGAGGUAAGUGUGCUCUAAACUGGGGUGGGGGUGUGGUGGAGGAGGGAGAUACAGGACAUGCAAGCUGCUGCACAGGUAGGAAUGUAUGGCAGCAAGGAUGAUUUCCACCUGUAUUAUCUGAGUGGUAUUGGAGGCACAGCUGGAGCAAGAUGCAAUGUCUUUUGAAAUACUGUCAGAGAUGAGUGACCCACCCAGCUUAAUUCAAGUGGUAAGAAGGCAGAUGCAGUCAAAGCUCCUCAUCCGUGUGUGUCUGUCGCCCAUGUAACUGGAACUGUGUAAGCAGAACACAACCAGGGCGGAGCUGUUGUUACAAGUACAACGGAAUCUGCAAGUGUUGUUGGUUGUGUUUGCUUCUUUCUGUACCCAUUUCUGUUGCAACCAACCAGCUGCACAUGGUUUCAGAAAGGGGCAUGUGCAAUUUUCAGUGGACAGAGCAGUAAGAGAGGUGGUGCUUAGCCCUUUCUCUGUCUGAUGCUUUUCCACCGCAUCCUCCCAUCUCCAAUAUGUCAGAUCUUCUCGGCAAAAGUCUAGUCUGCACUGCUAAUUUUGGAAUUUGAGGGUGUCAUGUGCAGGGGGAGAUGUGGUAAAAAUGGCAGUGGGAAACAUUUUAGGCACCCUUCUCCUUGAAAAAUUUUCCCUUCUGAGGUUGCUUUUCACUACAUGAAGCACACAUGUUCAAAUACACGUUUGUAUGUAACUUGCAGUUGUGAGCCCUUAAACUGGCUGUAUUUCUCAUAUGCAUGAGAUUAAUACAGAGUUUAUUUAUAAAGGUUUAUAAUCCUGCCAUUUGUGGCAAAGCAGCCUACAGCGGAUAAUAAUAUUUAAAAAUACAACCUCAAACCAGUAAAUAACACAUCCUCCCCGCAAAUGUUUCUAUCUCCAUAGGUGCAGUCAGAGCUCAUGAAGAAAUGGACGCGCUGGAAGCUUGGCUGGGACAUAGAAGAGGAAUACAAGCACACGUACAGCCACACACCCCAUGUCCGCAACGGGGGUACCAGGACCGGCGAGAAGCACAAGCUGGUUGGCAACUACCUCAAUGGGCUGGGCCGCAGCCAAGCCACCAUGCACACCAGCACUCAGUACCUGGAAAGGACAGCAUGCAGUGCCAGUGAAAACUUGGCAGUGGCCGAGCAGCCCCAUUGCUACGAGUUCCCUGACACAGCCGAGAGCAACCUCUGA
This is a messenger RNA of Podarcis lilfordi (Lilford's wall lizard), 68490 nucleotides long. The record is from the annotation of a GenBank genome assembly. NCBI's taxonomy places the organism in Eukaryota, Metazoa, Chordata, Lepidosauria, Squamata, Lacertidae.